Messenger RNA from Pelobates cultripes (western spadefoot toad), 87940 nucleotides. The record is from the annotation of a GenBank genome assembly. Lineage: Eukaryota; Metazoa; Chordata; Amphibia; Anura; Pelobatidae.
CCAAGUUUCUGCAAGCAACUUCAUAUGUGUUUCCAGAUCAAAUGACUUUGCCUACCAAAGUGGAAUAUUCAACUCAUCAAACCCAAGUUGUCAGCACUAGCAUGCCUCAACCUUCCAAAGACAUGGACUACAGUCAUAGCCUUGAGCAAAUGAAUGGGGGUAUCUUCAAACCAGUAGAACCCCCAAAACGGUCAACUGGCAGACUAAUUAUGCACAGCAUGGCUAUGUUUGGAAGAGAGUUUUGUUAUGCAGUGGAGGCCGCAUUUGUGACUCCUGUUUUACUAAGUGUGGGCUUGCCCAAGAGUUUAUACAGCCUUGUUUGGUUCAUCAGUCCCAUCUUGGGUUUUGUUCUCCAGCCAGUGGUAGGAUCUGCCAGUGACUACUGUCGAUCACACUGGGGGAGGCGUAGGCCAUACAUUCUGUUUUUUGGAAUCUUGAUGGUACUAGGCAUGACGCUCUACCUCAAUGGAGACACAGCUGUGACCGGUAAGGAAAUGUAAUAGUUUUUUAUAUUUGUUGUUGUUUUGGUUUUACACUUCUGUUAAGCAUAUUGUUGCAUUGAAAUUAACUGCUCUAUAGUGAAUUGUAUUGACCAAUUAAAGGAAUAGUUCAAGCAUCAUAACCACUACAGCUCUCUGUAGUGGUUAUGGUACCAGGAGUACUCUUGUGUCCUCAAAUGGCAAGUACCCAGAAGCUACAGCAGGUAUAUUGUUGGCUUCAAUGAGCUAAGCCCAGCAGUGCAGGAACGAGACUUUACUGAGAGCUUCAGCUGAGUGCUCUCAGCCAAGUUUUGUCUUCCUGCACCCUGGUGGAAAGUUGUUAAAUCGUUUUUCUACUUGGGAGGACAGUAUACCUGGUUCCAUCAGGGUGUAGGGAGACACUGACUGAGAGCACUCAGUUGAUGCUCUCAGCAGUGUGCUGGGCUUAGCUCAGGGGAGCUAAGUUUCUGGCUCUCCUGGAGGCUGUGACUGAUGCUUAACUCAUCCAAGUUUUUGAACCAUUUGACUACAUAACCUGGGAUGGUGCCAGUGCUCUCUGCAUGCUGUAGUGGUUAUGGUGCAUGGCAUUUUUAGACCAUUCAAAACUAGAAUAACAGCAAAUACAUAAAAGCAUCCCCAUCUUACGCUUUUCACAUCUGCAUCCCUAGGAAAAUGUGAGAUGAGGUCACUGAAGAUAUGGGUUACCAAAAUUGUCAUGUGAAUAAGACUUCUCCUGUCUUUUGCAUUGUUUGAUCAUUAGCAUGUUUCGGACUGCUGGUUUAAUUUUGCCAUGCAGAUCUUGUGAUUUAGACCAUUUUAUAAAAUUUUGUAGUAUUUGUCAAGGUGAAAUGGAUUUGAAGUGGAUAUGCUUAUUCUGAGAAACUUGUAAAAGUUGCAUCCAGCAGGGCAGAAAUUAUUUCAACAAACUAUAUAUAUUUUUUCUAGAACUAACCCAAAAGAAAUGGAGAAGAGUUGUUGUUGUUGUUGUUGUAUGCAUACAUUCCCAAAUGUAUUCCAAGGUUUAAAAUGAAUAUAAGUAGACCAAGAUUUAAAUUGUAUUUUUAUUUCUAGUCACAUAUGUUGUAGCAGCACAGGUUCUAUUCAGGGAAGUGGAGGCUGGUUCAUGGUGUCUGGUGGGAAAUUGUAUUGACCUCAUUUCCAGAGUUUUGUUGGGGGGGGAUAGAAAGUGUUGGACAAAAUCAUGUUGCAUCUGGCAUGACUAGUUCUGGAGUUUAUUCCCCCCUUUUUAUUGAUGGUAGAAGAUGGUGCUGAUGGGCUUAGCAACUAAUUGUACCAAGAUUCUGUGAUUAUUAUUUUUUUUUUAAUAUUUAUUUAUUAUUAUUAUUAAAUGUCCCAUUCUCUGUGUAUAUAGGCCCCACAGAUUGGUUUAAUCUGUUCUAACAUGAUUAAUGAUAUCCAUUGUUUUUGCAUUGGACUGUUGGAUACUUUUUGUAUUUUCCUUUUAUUUGUGUGUCAUCAGGUGCUGAGUUGUAUCUCCUUAAAGUAGUUGGACUUCUCAUUGAUUCAGAUGUACCUGCUACCACCAAUUAAAAGACAAACUGCUAAAAGGUGCACUACAAUUUUUUUUGGUUUCCAUGGUUCUUUAUUCAGGAAUCAGUAUUUGCCCCAGAAUAAGAUCUGUUUUGCCUUCAUUAAAUAGUCUAUAAUCCGUGGCUAACAUAUUACAUGUUCAGAUAAAUAUCAAUGCUUGUGUUUGUUUCCCCCUUUUAUGCUUUUACUGGCAAUGCCAAGACAUGCAAUGUAAAUUAUGGCAUAUGAGGGGGGCUGUAAGAGUGUGUGCUUCUGAAGGAAUGCCGGAACACUUUCAUAUACCCUAAUAGGUAAUGAUACUGCCAGCACAUGGGGGCACUGCAUGGAUAACUGUGCUUUCUAUUUAAAGAAAACAAAAAAAGUACAAAAAAUACUGAUUUUUCACUCUUGUGUUGAGAAUCAAUGUAUCGCCUGGAAAUAAGAGUAGUUGCUGUGAUCUUUAUGCAAUGUAAAAGUUCUUACAGCUAAGUGGAUAUAGAGUAUAAAUGAGAUCUAGUGGAGAAAUAAACCUAAUACAAUUUAUCCUUUUUGCUUCUAAGUCUAGCUAAAUUAAAAGGGAGAGAGGCUAUUUAAUAUUACUGCCAGUUUCUUUUUUUAUUGCUGGCAUUAGAUUUUCUAUCUCUCCUUUCCGCUACAGACUCUGCUAGCGUCUUGAUUCACUGGGUAUCCAGUAGGAUACAACUGUAUACAGUUUUACUACUUACCUAGAUAUAUGCAUGGGCGUCCGCAGGAAUUUUUCCGGGAGGGGGGGAAUUUGUAAUGACAUCCAUGCUUGGUCCCUUUUUGACAGUGUCAUGAAAGGGAAGGGGCAUAGUCAUUAUUGCAUAAAGCCCGGGUUACUAGCAUUUUCACAACUAUGGUGUCAGGAAUAUGUUUAGGCAUAGGGGAGGGGGUACAGCCUAUAGAUCAGGGAAGUGAGGCAUGGGGGUUUUACUUUUUUAUGAAUGGGGAGCUACUGAUUGGCUUUGAGUGCCAGCUGACCGUUCUAGCAAAUCAGCGGCAAUCUGUGCUUCCUGACACUCCGUAAAUAAAAGUACCAAAGCCUUCUGAUGUAGUGUCCAGAAUAAAGUGGAGGGUUCACUUCACUUGUCCUUCCUGCUCAAAUCUCCUUUUCUUCUCCUUCAUUUGACACUGUCUUCUCUCCUCCGUGGCUCCUUCACCUUUCUGCUUAUUGUGCUCCCCCUUCUGCUUCUUUCUCUUUCUGGUCCCUUUCUGCUCCUUGCAGACCCUUUCUGCUCCUUCUCCUACUUUUACCUUUCUGCUCCUUGCUGCCCUUUUUAUUUUAUUUUUUAUUUUUUCUGCUCCUUCUCCUACUUUACCUUUCUGCUCUUUGCAGACCCUUUCUACUAGUUUGUGCUCCUUCUGUCUUUUCCUGCUCCUUCUACAUUACCUUUGUGCUGCUGACCCUUCCUGCCUUUUCCUGCUCCUUGCUGACCCUUCCGGCUCAUACUUGACCUUUUCUGAUUCUUGAUGUCCCUUUCUGCUCAUUUCUGUUCCUUCUCUUACUUAACCUACCUGCUCCUUGCUGACCCUAACUGUAGGCUGCCUCUCUCCCAUCCCUUACUUACCUGAUCUAUAGGCUGUCUCCACCCCCCUAUCCCUCACUUACCUGAUCUGCAGGUGGAUCCAAUCAUCUCUAACUUCCCUGAUCUAUAGGCUGUCCCCCCAUGCCUCACUUCCCUGAUCUAUAGGUUGUCCUUCCUCCCCUAUGCCUCACUUCCCUGAUCUAUAGGCUGUCCUCCCCUCCCCUAUGCCUCACUUCCCUGAUCUAUAGGCUGGCCUCCCCUCCCCUAUGCCUCACUUCCCUGAUCUAUAGGCUGUCCACCCCUCCCCUAUGCCUCACUUCCCUGACCUAUAGGCUGUCCACCCCUCCCCUAUGCCUCACUUCCCUGACCUAUAGGCUGUCCACCCCUCCCCUAUGCCUCACUUCCCUGAUCUAUAGGCUGUCCUCCCCUCCCCUAUGCCUCACUUCCCUGAUCUAUAGGCUGUCCUCCCCUCCCCUAUGCCUCACUUCCCUGAUCUAUAGGCUGUCCUCCCCUAUGCCUCACUUCCCUGAUCUAUAGGCUGUCCACCCCUCCCCUAUGCCUCACUUCCCUGAUCUAUAGGCUGCCCUCCCCUCCCCUAUGCCUCACUUCCCUGACCUAUAGGCUGUCCCCCAUUAUUCCUCACUUCCCUGAUCUAUAGGCUGUCCCCCAUCCCCUAUGCCUCACUUCCCUGAUCUAUAGGCUGUCCCCCCAUUACUCACUUCCCUGAUCUAUAGGCUCUCCCCCUCCCCCUAUGCCUCACUUCCCUGAUGUAUAGGCUAUCCUCCCUCCCCUAUGCCUCAGUUUCCUGAUCUAUAGGCUGUCCCCGUUUAUGCCUCACUUCCCUGAUCCCAAAAAUUUUGGGGGAAGAGGAUACUACUCCACAUCCUAUGCUAUUAGUUUCUAACGGAAAGAAAUACUAUCCUGCUCUUCAUAUUUACAAGAUAUGUUUUUACCGGGAGAUAUCUUUUUACUACAUAUCAGCCUAUACUGUAUGUAUGGUCUAGGAGAGUUCACCUAUAUUGAGAGCCAUAUUUAAUAAAGCUAUAAUUUUACAUUUAAACUCUGCCUAGAUACAGCAAUUUUGAGCUGAUAUAUAAGUCUAUGAACAGAGAGCACUCAGAGGACUUUGUAGUAAGGUGAAAUAAACCUAGCUUUUAUUCAGCAAAUGCCACAGUGGAUCAACGUUUCAGUUCUGUAUCAGAACUUUCGUCAGGAUAAGGGUUGCAGACACAUUAACCAGUAUUAAAUAACAUAAUUAUUUGGUACAAUAUAUACAUGUGGUACUUACCCUUUGCCCCAAGUGACUGCCCUGGCUGUUCGCUAGAAUUUGCGGGUAAACUUGACCCGGUAUUGUAUUUCCCUGACGUUGUCAAGAUUGCUGCUGAAGUCUGUGUGUUCCAGUGGUUGUGUGAAAAUCGGCUGGAACGCAAGGGGGCGUGUAUUGUUGCAUAGGGGUAGUCAUGGCAACCCAUUGAGACUGCUUGUGCCUGUGAUUGCUCUCGAGUAUCUAAUGGUGCAAAGGGUUCCAAUCCCCAGCUCGGAGGUAGAUCAGCAUUUUAGAAACCACAGCAUAACAAUUUUGGGUGUUGGCAAUAACAGCAUAUACUAAAAUAAAGCAAAUAAGGAAUGAUUCUAUCAGACGGUCUCUGCUUAGAUAUAUACUUGAACUUUUGUUGCUAGGAAUAUUAUCUCUAGAGAGAAGUUCCUGGAUAUAUGGGCUACUGUGUUCUGACGAAAGUUCUGAUACAGAACUGAAACGUUGAUCCACUGGGGCAUUUGCUGAAUAAAAGCAAAGUUUCUUUCACCUUACUUCAAAGUCCUCUGGGUACUAUCUGUUCUUAGAGUGUUGUAACUUUGCUGACAAGCACCGGGCUCAUACUAUCCUUAUUACUGGAGUGCAAGCAUUGGAGAUAAAUAUUAUAUAAUUUUUUUUUUUUUUCACUAGAUCUCAUUUAUUAGCCUCUGUUUGUUUGUUCUAUUUAAAGAAACACUAUAGCGUUAUACAAAACUGUAUUCCUAACACUACUGUAUGCCCUUGUCCCUUUAGGUCUGCCCCCAAUGCGCUUGAAAGAGUUAAAAACCUUUUUAACACUUGCCUUAAUUCCAGCACAUUGGUCCCUCGGCACUGGAUCCAUCUACACUUGGCACAAAGCCGACAGAGGUUGUCUUAAACCUGCAAUGUAAACAUUGCAGUUUAUCUGCAACUAUAAUGUUUUCACUUGCAGGGUUAAUAAUUCUAUAUCGGUAAUUUUUUUAUUUUAUUUUUUGUCUAUUUCCACAGUUCAAUCACAGCAGCAGGCAAGUUAGGUUGAGCAGCAGUUGGUCAGCUAUCAGUGGAGUCUGACCCAAAAGUGCUCACAUUUGUCCUUUUUUCAACUGUAUUGUACUCAUUCUUCAAAAAACAUUUAUGUGGGUGAAUGAUGGAGAUUUGACUACAGUUCCUUUUUAACAGAGGUAAAAGGUUUCUAAUAGAAUGGGAGGGGGUAAUUGCAGGUUUGGAUUAUUGUGCUCAGUUGAUUAAUAGCCGUUGCUGUGUGCCAGUUCACCUCUAAAUGUCCAGCUAUUUAUACAUGUCCUUAUUGCCAUCCAAACAAGUCUGUAUACCAAAAUGGUAGCUAUGGAUAUUUCUAUGAUUCUCUUCCUCUCAGUGCUAUAGUAGGAGAGGGGGGCUUAAGAGGGCACAGAGUAGGAGGGGGCAAAAGAAUGGCGAGGGGGCUAAAGCAGGUAUGGGAUGGGACAAAAUAAGGGCUCAGGAGGGGAGAGGGCAAAAGAGAGGCGAACAGGGCUAAAAAGGUCACAGGAGGGGAGGGGGCAAAGGAAUGGCACAGGUGGCUAAAGAGGGCACAUGAGGGAAUGAAUGCUAAAGAGAGCACAGGGGAGGGGGCUAAACGAGGUAAGGUAAGCAAAAGAAGGGCACUGGGAGCGAAGCAAAAGAAGGGCACAGGAGAAGGACAAAAGGAGGGGAGGGGCACUAAAGGAGAGACUGCCGGCCAGCCAGCAACAGUAACUAAGGUAAGAAGAGCCGACUUGGCUCAGAGAGCUAUGUUAUAUUAAUAUAUUGUGAAUGGGGGCCAGAGUGUUGCAUUUUAAAGUUGGAGGGGCGCCAUAUACAGGAUCCGCCCCGGGUGCAAUAUUCUCUAAGUACACCCCUGCUGCCACCAAAAUGGGGCUACUUCUAAAUACACAUCAGGUAGGCUAGACUCAAUGAAUGGAUGGGAGAUUAUAUAUAUAUAUAUAUAUAUAUAUAUAUAUAUAUAUAUAUAUAUAUAUAUAUAUAUAUAUAUAUAUAUAUAUAUAUAAAAUUUUUUUUUUUUUUUUUAUUUUUUUUUAAUGUUCUGUUCUAGCUACCCUAGUACUACAACUUUCAAUAUGAAACCUUUAAUCAUUGCUACUCUCACUGGCAGCUAAUAGUUAACACAUUCAAGCAAAUCAAGAUCAUGGCAAUCUCUAAGGAUUGUAUAUGCACAUUUGUAAGAGAAGGCUAAACUAUGUAAAUGUCUCAUGUUUCACAGAGCGACCAAGUCAAGCUGAAUAGUAAUAAAAAUGAAAACGGUUGUCAUACACCCAUUGGUGUGAGAUGAAAAUCUCAGGUUAUUGAUUAUUUUUAAAACACCCACUCGCUCAAUACUACACCAAAUGACUUUCCUGUGUUGAGCUGGCACAUGUGACAAAAAUCCUUUGCGUAAACUUACAGAAACAAAAACUAUUGGCAGGAGAACACUGCAUUUAAAGAGACUGUAUCAAAUGUAUAGCUUAACAGAUUAGAUACAUUUACUCAAAUCAGUUAUUUUUUAUUUAUUUUUAAAACAUACCUCUUUUCCAAAUAUUAUCAUUUAAUGAAGGCACAGUCAUUGAUAUGAUGUGGUACCCUGCAUGUGUAAAGGUAAGAAAAGUGCUUUUGCACAGCAUCCUUAUCAUAAUAAUAAUUAAUAAAAAGUCCCCUAAUAUAUUUAAGGUUGAAAACCAGCUUAUUGUUGAUAACCUCAUAUUUAAAAUAUCUGGGAGUGCUGAUUCCUAAGAAUCUGUCCACUCUGCAUCAUUUGAAAAUGACCCUGAUUCUGGCCAAGGUAAAUAAUCUCUGCUCUCGAUGGGCACACCUACCACUUUCCCAUUCUGGCAGAGAGAGCCCCCUAAAAUCUGUUAUAGUUCCUAAACUUAUUUAUCACUUACAGACCAUGCCCCUGCUUCUGUCAUGCUGUGAUAAGAAAAGUCUCAACAGCCCUUUUUUUCCCAAAUAUUUUUAUUUUUUUGCAACAGAAAUACCCAAGGAUUGCUUUGCACAAACUAGCACAACCCAGAUUCAAUCUGGAUCUUAAUAUUACAAAUCUAAAACUAUGUAAUCUAUCUGCACAUUAUCACUAUCCUUUAAAAUUGGAUGAGAGGACCAGGAUAACUUACAGUGGUACCUUUUGGAAACACAACUUUGCCCUAACGCAGCCAUCCCUCAAUUACUAUGCACUCCUUGCACUUCCCUUCCAGAGUUAGCACGGGAUAACUCUCUAUUAGCAUCCACUAUGAAACCGUGGAAGUUUGAGAGAGCUUCCAGGGCUGCAAUGGCAAUAUACCAGAUUUACCUCCCUUUUAUGUAACCCGCUCUUUCAGGACUGGAUGGGAAAAUAUCCUUACUGUUCCAUGAGAGCCUGCAGGCCGUUCUAGAAUACACAAUUUAUUGGAUGACAAUAAUAAGUAGAUUCUUACCUUCCAUCAACUUAAACUUACAUUUCCUGGCCUCGAUGUUCUGUUCUUUGUAUAUCUCCAGAUGCAUAGCCUGCUUAACACUUCCACAUUUCAGUUCUGCAGAUCCAAUCAAUCGAUUAUUUGGUUACACAGCCUGACAUUCCUUCAUAUUCAAUUUGUUUCCCUCUACUUCCUGAUCCAGCAUCGUCUAGAUCAGUGCUCCUUUACCCUCUCCUCAAGGCACACCUAACAGGAUUUAGGGAUUACCCAGGUGUGUCUAAGGUGUUUAGAUUAUUCAGUAACACAAUUAGUUUUUGUCACAUAUUCAUCCGCUUAUAGAAAUGUGGUUAAUGACAUUUACUGUCCACACAGGAAAAGUUGUGCCGAGCAGCAACCUAAUCCACAGAAGGGUUAAUGCUGAGCAGCAAUUAUGCAAAUGAAACCUGGUAACUGACUUUGGGGUCAAAGGCCGGUUACAGCCUAUCAGAUCUAGAGGAGGGGUAUUUAGGCCCAGUUCUCAGCCUGCUCAGUGCCCUGUCGUGGUUUCCCUUGUGGUUGUCCGAGAGCGCGUUCCUGUUUAUAGUUUUCUACCUGGUUUUUUGACUUUGGCUUUGUUUAUUGACUUCUCUAUAUUCUGGUAUCCUGACUCCUGGCUUUUCUCAUCGCUGUGUCCCUUUCUGUGUUCCCUGACCUCAGCUAGUAUUUUUGACUAUUCUUUGUACGUUAAAUCCGGCCAUUCUAAGGACCGGUAAUACGUUACUUAUUUGUCAUCCGUGCUGUACAGUUCUACGUGCUGGAUCAAACAGUAAUCCUGACAUUACAACAUGGCCAUAGGUCCUGUAGAACUGUGUCAGCACAUAGCUGCUUGCGAGAGGAAAUUAGAGGAGAAUGAUCACCGCAUGGAUCAAUUCACUCAGGCUUUAAGUACGCUUCUCGCCUGCAGUGUCUCCUCCUAUAGCACCUCUACCCUGUGUACCUCCACCCACUGAUAAUAGGACUCCUUGCAUCUCCUUAUCACCAUCCCUACAGUUUGAUGGCAAUAUCCAGGAAUGCAGGGGUUUUCUUAAUCAGGUGGAGUACCAUUUUGAGGCCUCACCAGGGUCAUUCCCCACGGACAGAGCAAGAAUUGGUUAUCUAAUGAAUCAAUUAAAGGGCAAGGCCCUUGCCUGGGCUAAUCCGUUGUGGGAGAGUAAUCGGAGCAUAGCUCAUAAUUACCAGGAAUUCCUUGCCGAAUUCAAGCUCACGUUUGAGCCAUUGGGUAGAGAGGAUGACGCCUCCACUGCCCUAAUGCACAUCAGACAAGGUAACCGGUCUAUCUCGGAUUAUGCUAUUGAAUUCCGUACCUUAGCUUCCGAGGUAGACUGGACUAACAAUGGGUUAAUCUCAGCAUUCAAAAAGGGUCUCUCAGAGACUAUACUAGAUGAGAUAGCCGCUAAAGAAUUACCUAAGAGUCUUAACGAAUUUAUUACGUUUGUCAUGCAUAUUGAUAAUAGGUUAAGACUCAGAGAAGUCACCAGAAGCAAGACCAGACGUACGGCUAUGUCCCUAGCACCUCAAUUCUCUAAACCUGUUUUGUCUAACCUCCCUGUACAGUCCGAACCCGAACCUAUGCAGUUGGGGGUCACUAGACUGUCAGAGGCCGAAAAACAGUAUAGGAGAAGGGAGGGGUUAUGCCUAUAUUGCGGUAGAAAGGGACAUAUGAUAACUAAUUGUCCAGUGCGUCCGGAAAACUUCCGCACCUAAGAACCUUAAGGGGACAGAUCUUAGGUGUGAUGGAGUUGUCCUCUAACAAAAACAAAAGUAGAUUCCUCCUUGAGGUAUCUAUUUCCCUUGAUAACAAGAAGUUUUCUUGCAGUGCCCUAAUGGACUCAGGUGCUGCUGGAAAUUUUAUUGAUGUCCAGUUUAUUAGGGGUAAUGAGAUACCGGUCAGGGAGAGACCUACGCCGCUAGCUGUAGAGGCUAUUGAUGGUAGACCACUCACACAACCGCUUAUAACCCACGAAACUGUCCCUAUUACGAUCUCCAUUGGGGCCUCCCAUAGGGAGGAGAUGACGUUUCAGGUUAUUACUUCUCCAUCAUGUCCUAUCAUAUUAGGGUUUCCGUGGCUGAGUAAGCACAAUCCCUAUAUUGACUGGGCUAAUGGGGAGAUAUUAGAAUGGGGUAAAGAGUGUAUGGGGAGAUGUAUAAAACCAGUACUAAAGAGAUUGGAUACUAUUGACCUUCCCACUACCACUCCCCAAACUCCUGGAGUUCCCAUACAAUACCGAGAACUUCAGGAGGUGUUUAACAAGGCUCAAUCUGAUGUAUUGCCUCCCCACAGAGCAUAUGAUUGUGCCAUUAACCUGUUUCCAGGCGCUAUGCCACCUAAGGGGGCAGUUUAUGCCUUAUCUCCCCAGGAGAGUAAAAUAAUGGAGGAAUACAUCAAAGAAUCCUUGAGCAAAGGGCACAUAAGAAAGUCAUCCUCACCAGCUGGUGCAGGAUUCUUUUUUGUUGAGAAAAAGGGUGGUGAGUUACGCCCUUGCAUAGACUACAGGGCACUUAAUAAAAUCACUGUAAAAAAUGCAUACCCUAUUCCACUCAUUUCCGAAUUGUUCGAUAGACUUCAGGGAGCUAAAGUAUUUACUAAGCUUGACCUUAGGAGCGCUUACAAUUUGGUUAGAAUUAAAGAGAAUCAUGAGUGGAAGACGGCAUUUAAUACCCGUAGUGGACACUAUGAAUAUCUGGUAAUGCCAUUUGGGUUAUGCAACGCCCCGGCCAUAUUCCAAGACUUUAUAAAUGAUGUACUCAGGGAAUUCAUUUACUCAUUUGUUUUGGUUUAUUUGGACGAUAUUUUGGUGUAUUCCCCUGAUCUUCAAACUCACCACUCCCAUGUGAAACAGGUUCUGCAGACGUUGUUGAAAAAUAAACUUUAUUGUAAAUUAGAAAAGUGCAUAUUUGACCAGCCUGAAGUCCACUUUUUGGGUUACAACAUCUCUGCAUCGGGAUUUCAAAUGGAUCCUAUAAAACUAGAGGCUGUACUACACUGGCCAUUACCCUCUGGUUUAAAAGCCAUUCAAAGGUUUAUUGGUUUUGCCAACUAUUACAGAAGAUUCAUCAAGGGAUUUUCUUCUGUAAUAGCCCCAAUCACAAAUAUGACUCGCAAAGGGGUUAGUAGCACGGUAUGGUCCAAAGAGGCUGUGAAUGCUUUUGAGACUCUUAAACAAAGAUUUGCCUCUGCGGACAUACUAAAACAUCCUGACACCAGUAAACCUUUUAUAUUGGAGGUUGAUGCAUCCGAGACAGGGGUAGGGGCUGUUCUCUCUCAGAGAGAAAGCCAGGGAACACCAUUGCAUCCUUGUGGCUACUUCUCCAGAAAGAUGUCUCCUGCUGAGCGCAACUAUGAUAUUGGCAAUAGAGAACUGUUGGCCAUUAUUCUUGCCCUCAAGGAGUGGCGACAUCUUUUGGAGGGUUCCAAGGACCCCCUGUUGAUCAUAACCGACCACAAAAAUCUGGCAUAUAUAGGGGAUGCCAAACGUUUGUCUUCCAGACAGGCUAGAUGGUCACUGUUCCUUUCACGUUUUAACUUUCUCAUUACUUAUAGACCUGGUUCUAAAAAUACCAAGGCUGAUGCCUUGUCCAGGCAAUUUGAUAAUGAGUCAGCUCCGGAACAGAUGACAUCUCCUAUUAUUCCAGCAGAGUGUAUUAUUGCUACUACUGUCCUCUCACUGUCUUCUCCACUGCUUGGCACCAUACUGGAGGCCCAGCCUCAGGCGCCCAGUGGUAAACCGUGUGAUAAACUGUUCGUUCCCCUAUGUGAAAGGGUUAAUAUCAUGAAAGUGUUCCAUGACAAUAUAACUGCUGGACACCCGGGCAUCAAUAAGUCCACUGCCGCGAUCACUAGAUCAUUUUGGUGGGAUUCACUCAGGAAAGAUGUAAAGGAGUAUGUGCAGGCAUGUUCUGUGUGUGCAGUUUCUAAGGUGACUCAUGCACUUCCUUGUGGCCUGUUGCAGCCUCUUCCUGUUCCUGAGAUUCCAUGGUCGCACCUAUCCAUGAACUUUAUUGUUGAGCUUCCUAUCUCUGCUGGGUUCACUACUAUUCUCAUGGUUGUAGACCGAUUUUCUAAGAUGGCUCACUUCAUUCCUCUCAAGAAGUUGCCAUCUUUGCAAGAUUUGGUCCUAAUUUUCAUACGUGAAAUUGUCCGUUUGCAUGGCAUCCCCCACAACAUUGUCUGAUAGGGGCUCUCAGUUUGUGACCAGGUUCUGGAGGGCGUUCAGUAAACAAUUGGGGAUUGAUCUCUCCUUCUCCUCCUCCUACCAUCCACAGACCAAUGGUACAGCUGAGAGGGCUAACCAGUCAUUAGAAGUUUAUUUGCGUUGUUUUAUUAAUAGCACACAAGACAAUUGGUCUGAACUACUCCCGUGGGCCGAGUUCGCUAGAAACCAUGCUGUUCAUGACUCCUCUGGGCACAGUCCAUUUUCUGUCAAUAAUGGUAGGCAUCCUACGGUUCUCCCUGCGGUAUUUUCUGAUACUGCCAUUCCUGCUCUGGAUGAGCGUCUGGCCUCCAUUCGGGAUACCUGGGUUAAGGUUCAAACUGCUCUAGGGGCUGCUGCUGAACGCUUCAAACAUUUUGCUGAUAAGCGUAGAAGUGCCAACUCUGUGUACCAAGUGGGGGACCGGGUUUGGUUGUCAUCUCGCAACAUCAAGCUUAAGGUCCCUAGCAUGAAGUUUUCCCCCAGAUUCCUUGGUCCCUAUAGAGUGCUUUGUAGGAUCAAUCUAGUGUCUUACUCUCUGGCUCUUCCUGCAUCUUUAGGGAUUCCCAACACUUUUCAUGUGUCCUUACUCAAACCUCUUGUCUGCAAUAGAUAUACUGUUCCUUGUGUUCCUCCCCCUCCGGUGGUGGUGGGUGGUCAGGAAGAGUAUGAGGUAUCUUCUAUCGUGGAUUCUAGGUUUUCUCUGGGCACUUUACAGUACUUGGUUGUUUGGAAAGGUUACGGUCCUGCUGAUCGUUCUUGGGUUUCGGCUCCUGACCUGCAUGCGGGCCGUAAGAUCCGCGCUUUUCACGCUAAAUUUCCUCUCAAGCCUGGUCCUGUCCGCCCGGUGGGCGUUCUUCAGGUGGGGGGUAAUGUCACAUAUUCAUCCGCUUAUAGAAAUGUGUUAAUGACAUUUACUGUCCACACAGGAAAAGUUGUGCCGAGCAGCAACCUAAUCCACAGAAGGGUUAAUGCUGAGCAGCAAUUAUGCAAAUGAAACCUGGUAACUGACUUUGGGGUCAAAGGCCGGUUACAGCCUAUCAGAACUAAAGGAGGGGUAUUUAGGCCCAGUUCUCAGCCUGCUCAGUGCCCUGUCGUGGUUUCCCUUGUGGUUGUCUGAGAGCGCGUUCCUGUUUAUAGUUUUCUACCUGGUUUUUGACUUUAGCUUUGUUUAUUGACUUCUCUAUAUUCUGGUAUCCUGACUCCUGGCUUUUCUCAUCGCUGUGUCCCUUUCUGUGUUCCCUGACCUCGGCUAGUAUUUUUGACUAUUCUUUGUACGUUAAAUCCGGCCAUUCUAAGGACCGGUAAUACGUUACUUAUUUGUCAUCCGUGCUGUACAGUUCUAUGUGCUGGAUCAAACAGUAAUCCUGACAGUUUUAUCCUGAUGGAUUACACACUUCCUACAUUAACCCCUGAUGUACUCCUAACAACCACUGUUAAGUUGCUUAAAUUACUUCCAGUGACAUCUUACCAGGAGAUGCAUUUUAAAAAUUGUACGUUACACCUACUACUCUCCUCCUAAACCAUUUUAUUUAAAAAUGAGGGACACUGACAAGUAUUUGAAAUGCGUGACUGACUGAGCUGACCUAUAUCAUUGUUUCUGGGAGUAUGUGGAGAUUGUCAUUUUAGAAACAGGUCAAAGAUUACAUAACUGUUAUUGUGAAGACCGUUUAAUGUCCAUCCAUCACUUGUGACAUUGGGGGACCUAACUGAGGACUCUGGGCAUAUUUACAAACUGGCCCAUUUGUUUUAGCUAGGAAAUAUAUACUACAUCAUUGGAUCCUUCCCUCACCCAGUGUCACAGCUUCAUACAAAAGUCUCCUUUUAAUUUUAAAAUGGAUUGGAUUGAAGCUUCAUUACUUUAAGGAAAAAUCUUUUUCUAAGCUGACAACCCUAUUUUGAUUAUUUAGAUAUAUCCCUCCAGUCCAAAAUAAAUUCCACUUUUAAAUUGAUGGAUAUUAGACUGGGCGACUCCUGCCGAGUGUGAGAGCAUUGUUUUUUUUUGUUUAUGCUUUGACUUACUUUAUUUAAUUUUCAUGAUUUUUUUUUUAAAGAAAUGUAUAAAAUGCAAGUUCUUAACUUGUAGUGGGUAUGCUGAAAGUUGUCUGGCCAUCUAAAGGCUCCUCAUCGAGCAGCUGGCUGCAUGCUAAGGAAGAGUAGGCACCUACUUGUCCUGUUUUUUUUUUUUUUUUAUUUACAAUAAAUGCUAAUGGACAAUUUUAAAACAAGAUUAAAAAAACAAAUUAUAUAUAUUAAAUAUAAGUGAACAUCCCAUGACAUAAUUUAUUGAAUAUAAUUAAACCUUUAAAUUUUUUUCAGGGAAUAUUAUUUACAUGCUAAUUGUCUCAACUCCCAAGCAGGCCAAUCCUUCCCCAUGAUCCCAACAAAGUGGUUUAUUGCCAGGUCAUUGGCAUCAAACACCAUGACAUCAUCACUAUGUUCAUGUAUUGCACUAACCAGCUCUAGAGAUGCUUGCCAGAUAGAUUUCACAGCAACUCCAGUGCGUGUACUGUAGUUACUUCAACAGAGCAGGGCACUCCUACCCAGUACCCUGACAUUUAGCUGAGGACAUUGGCUCUAUGCUGAUAAUUGAUGGAAACUUGGGUAGGGAUCAAAUUGUUUAAACCAGUUUUUUUAUUCAAGUGAAUAUCCCUAUCUCUACCUAAGAGCAUUGCUGGGAAGAAAAGUAAUUGGUGAUGAAAAGCAAAAUCCAUUUCAUGUGAAACAAACCCCACUCACCAUAGUUUCACAUAUCCGGGAAAACAACUUUAUGCAGUUCUGGUUUUCUUGCUAAAUGUACACUUAUCUUUUUAUAAUUUUGUUUCUACACAAUUUUUAUUUAUAUAUUUUUUUACAGCUAUCUUUAAGACUGCGCCAGAGAAGAGGACUUGGGCAAUAGUUAUUACUAUGCUUGGAGUAGUGACAUUUGAUUUUGCUGCAGAUUUCAUUGAUGGGCCAAUCAAAGCUUAUUUAUUUGAUGUGUGUUCUCACGAAGACAAAGAAAGGGGUCUUCAUUAUCAUGCUCUUUUCACUGGUAAGUCCUACAUUGGAUGUACUUCAUAAUUGUCUACAUGCUGCUCUUAGAACUUUCUAUAUGCCUUAUUUAGAGUCAGCAUUUUUAUCUUGCACCAGGCCAGAUUCAAUCUCCUUUUAUUUUUUUUAAUUUUUUUUUUCUGAAUCCAUUUCAUAUCUCAAAGUACUUUUCAGUAAUGCUGGUAUUUCUAAUCCUAUCCAUAUCAUGUUGAGUGGAAAUAAGAACUUGUCAUCUGAUCGGGUCACAAGAGAUUCUACUGCAGUGAACUUGUGAUCACAUCAAAUGAAGAGAUCUGAAUGCACUUUUUUUUUUUUAUGAAUACAAAUGGGGGGAGAGGUUUUAAAAUGUGAUCUUUUUAUGUUUUAAAAAAAAGUGUUAUCAGAGAUCAUUACUAAAAUCUCAUUAGUUGUAGGUUAGUAUAAAUUGCAUACAUAGGAUAAGAUUUGUGAUUAAAGAUAUCGAAACUCUUUGAACAUUCUUCUUUUUCAUAAAUGAAAUGCAUCUUCACUUUACCUCUUUUCACCCCUCAUUCCUUCUAAUUUUUUUUAUAUGCCCUGCUUGACUUGUUGCAAUGACAUGUUUGUUAAUCCAUUUUAUUGUGCAGCACUGCAGAGUUUGUUGACUCUUUAUAAAAUACUAUUUACCAAUGUUUUACUAAAAUAACAAUAUGAAGGCGUUGGAUAUCGUGUGUGUGUGUGUGUUUGUUUUUUUUAUUAAAUAAAAUUUUUAUCACUGGACUAAUACGGCUACAAAAUAUCUUUAUCUUGCGCGCUCUCUCGCGCUCUUUUUCUCUUUCUUCCUUGAUCAAAGUGUAAACUCCGGGUGCUUGCAGUCUGGGGGAAAUACAGAUAUCCAAAUAGUAAAGAUGACCAGCACUCACUAUUUUCUUGAAGAUUAAAAGUUGUAGAUUUUAUUAAUACAUGUUAAAAAUGGCAGCUCAACGUUUCAGUCCUCGUCUGGGACUUUCAUCAGUGUUAAACAGCUGGCAACAUUUUUGUGCUAGAUGUAUUGGUUUAUUUAAAAAAACAAAAAAAGUGUUUAAGCAAAAAUGGUUAAUUCAGACAAUUAUAUAUUGUCAGUUUGUGGAUUCAUAUAAAUGUGAAACUCAUAAAUGUGUAGUUUUUUUAUUUUUUUUUUUUUAUUUUUUUUUAGAUCUUAGAUCUCUGAAACAAUUUUCUAGAAUUGUUUUUUAUAAAAAAAAUAAAAUUUUGUUUUUACACUUCUUAAAUAUUAACUGUACUAGUAUUUACUUAUCCUAUUUAGUGUCCUGGGCUUUCUGCUUGGCAAAUGAAAAAUAUUAUGCUUGCAGUGGGGAAAUUAACACAUAAUGUGUUUAGUGAUGCUUUGGUUACAUUUGGCCUCUGGCUAAAGAGAAUCUUUUUUUUUAUUAGAGCUGCAACAUAGCACCAGUCUUCUUAGUACACGAAAUUGCAACCUUAUGAUCUGUGUGCACAGAUGCAGCACAAGGUCACAUCUAUUAUAUUUAAGUAAUUACUGAAUUGUUUUGACUUAAAACUGAAUCGUAUAAAUUUAAGGCAAAAACUGUUUUGAAAAAAAUUUUCAACUGAGCAAUUUAGUCUUAAUAUUGUAAUUCAGUUUAACAUUUUUAUUUCAACACAAUUCAUCUGAUUUACAUUUUUAAUUUAUUUUUUUUAAACUUUUUUUUACCCUCAUUAACGUAUAUUUGUUAAAUAGAAGAUAAGUAAACAUAAAUUAAACCAAAAUCUUGGAAAAGGGGCUAUUCCCAUUUUUAAAGAGGCAUUCUCAGCACCAUAUGACCAUGCUGUAGGACCAUGCUGUAGGACAGUAGUCCUCUGACUGUUCAUACUUUGAGAGAGCCAUUUCUUUUGAUAAAUCCCAAUUUCCCAUAACUCUAAAUUCAUGUAAACAUUUACAGCCUGCAUGAUAAAUUAGGGACAGUUUGUCUACAUGCAGAAUCACAACCCAACUAUUGACUUUUGUGUAGAUAUUAAAAGAUUAGGCGACCUGCUAUUGGGUUUUAAUAUUCUUGUUCAUGGUUAUCGCUAAACAGAUAUAUUUUCUAUGUUACUAAUUUUCUUUAGCUGCAUUACCCUAUUUGUUCAUUAACCUAGUUAGAAAAUUUAAAAAUAGAUAUUCUUUUCUUGACCUUAACCUAGUGUUGGUCUUUUAUUUUUAUAUAUUACAAAGAAGACAUGCACUUUUUUUCACUCUUUGUCAGAAUGAACACGAAGCUACAGCUGGUUCUUUUGUAAUGGUGUGUCACCAUAACAAAACCAAGACCAUAUAUGGCAAGUCUAAGGUGUUAGGUAUAAAAUUAUUUCUUUUGAUCAGAGAGACCAAAUCUGUCCAUCUUACGUUACUAUCAAAACUUCCAAGGGCAGCAUUGGAGCACACUAGUUCAGGACAAGAGUUCUACAUAUAGAAAGGUUUCCGUGGACUACUGGUGUGCAGGACACUUUAUUUUUUAUUUUUUUAUCCUAAUAUCCUCAGUGGUGUAUUUUGGAUUUGUGCUGCCCUAGGCACGACUAAAUUCGGGCACCCCCAAAUCUAAAUUUGCCCCCCUCCCCCCCCAAUUUGUGUCAAGGCUACUUUUUUGACUGAAAGACAAAAGCCCUCAUUGAUACAUGCACUGACAUAUACCCACUGACAGAUACAGUCAUUGUCGCGCGCACACACUGUUUAACCAACACACAUUUUUACUGAAACAUACACACUGACACACCCACUCGCUGACAGACACACACUCUCAGGUACACAUUACAUGACUGACACACACUCAGAGAUACCAAUCCUCACUGAUUUAACACACUCUGACAGCGACACACUCACUCUCACCAAUUAUUUAAAAAAAAAUUUAAAUCCACCCAUCCUCUCUACCUUUGGGAGAGCUGGAGUGGAUAUAGAUCCAAAUAUUGAUCUGUUAUAUUCAGAGGAAGCCCAAAUUAUUAAUACAAGUGCACUUGGAGAAGCAUGAAUUAAACACCAGAUGCAUGUUCGUUAUCAAAAUAAGCCUCUGUCGUUUAUUCGUCAGUUGGGUUUUCAUACAUUAAAAAGUAAGUGCUUACAUGUAAAUACUCAUGACAGUAGUAGGAAGAGAGUGAAAGGGUAAAAGGAGUACAGAUAAGACAUAGGGUUGGACGUCAUGUACACAUAACAUACGUUCAGAGAAAGAACAGAAUGAUUUGACAAUAGACCGCCUAGGUGGUGGCUAUUUGCUCCUGGAACUUGACAUAUAUGGUCUUUGUAACGGAUCACCUGGCACCCCGACUGGGUACCUCCGUUGAAAGAUGCUCCUAGCGCUUCCUGAGGACUCCAAGCACUGCAGCCGACACCACAAUCACCGAACCAGAGAAGCGUAUACCUUCUCUCAAGCAUAUGAAUGCUGUAGACAGUUGAAUAGGAACCAUACGAAUAGGUUUACUCUCCUAGCAGUCAAACUGGAACAGCAUACAAUAAAUCCUUCCCCCAAUAAUGAGACGACACUUCACUUUGAGGGUUAAACAGGAACUCCUGUACUGUCACAUACAGUCUCUUUUAUUCCCAAUCCACAAACAUAGUACAGCCCACAGGGCGUUACAAAACAACCAAUCACAUCACAGUUACAUCCCACAUAUUCCCUCCCCUUAUCCUGAGAGGAAACUCAAUUAUACAUACAGUUAAAACAUACUUUCUACCCAACUUUCAUAACUCCAAAACCAUACAUCACAUUCACAUAAAAUUACAUAUUUACAAUCAAUCCAUUCAGGGGAACAACAUAUUCAAAAAUGGCACAAAUCAGACAAGGGGUUCAAAAGUUAGUAAAAAGUCCUUUGUGACUAAAUGAAGCAUGGCUUUCUGGCCCAAACCAGUUUCAGAGUCUUCUAUCCUGGAGAUAAGUAAUUCAAUUAUCUCCCAGGACAGACACAAGACUCCAUUAAGCACAUGGUUGCAAAAGACACAAAACACUUUAAAAUACAUAAAGUCACAUUUUACACAUAACACACAGACAUUUCACAUAUCCCCAGAUAGCUCAGGUCUGAGCGCACAUUAUUAAGUGAAUGGCGCUCGGACCACACAAAUACAGUUUAAUCUCCAUGGAGCCAAAGUCUUUACAGUCAGUUUCAUACGAAUGGGCUCCAUGGGAUUCCUAUCUGGGGUAUAACACAUUCACAUAAAGUCUGGUCCAUAGUCCAAAGGCAAGAGGCGGGCAAGCAGCCCCCUCCAAGGACACGUGGCGAGGCCGGUUUCGCCACAGUCUUAAGUGUCGUUUUUAAGCAUCAAGCAUUUCCUGAGUCCAAGUUAGCCAAUUUUAAUAUAGAAUAUAAAAAUAUGACACCUUGAAAUUAUAAAUACAGCCCUGAAUAUCCAUAUUUUCUAUGAGCUCUAUUUUGUUGAAUGUUUAACAAAGCUCCACUCUCCAAAGCAAUAAUAUUCACAAUAAAAACCAAAAAAGUUACUGUGCACUGUCCUCAAUCCCUAUGCACACCCAAUAGGUGGAGGUCUUUUAGAAUCACUCCAAUGGCCAUUAAAGUGCAAACCCACCUGCCAUGUAGGCAUUGUAUUUGCCUCUGUAUUACACCACCAUGUUACAGUGCUGAUACCCAUGACAGGUAUUCCCUGUGAGGGUUAAGUAUGAAGGGGUUUAGAAAAAUACCCCUCUGUCUCAUUGAAGAUUUUGACUUCUAGCUGAAGAUGGCAAGGUGAAUUGUUGGUGUAGGACCUGCCUAAGAAGUUUUGUUUUGAUGUGGCAGGUGGGCUUGUGCUUGAAUAGUUAGUGAAGUGAUACUAAAAAAACUCCACAUAUUCGGGUGUGCAUAGGGAUUUUUAGAGUGCAUACGUAAUGAUUUUCUUUUAUGUAUUGGGAAUGUGUACUAUAGUCAUUAAUGCCACCCAAGAGUGGUGGGAGUUUGAGCGCAGGGCUUGAUUUGGUAUGUUAAUAUUCACAAUGUCUUUAAACUACAUUACAUGCACUUAGAGUGUUCUAUUAAGACAACAUUAAUUUCUCCUACAAACUCCACUUUGCCAAUCCUGUACAUACAUAUCUGUUCUAAUGCUAUCCUUGUUAUUUUCGGUACUCCUUUUAUUUGCAACUCCUGCUUCUCUGAUACAUUUUGGCCUACAACAAGCCCACAACCAGCAUAGUCAACCACAAAUAAAUGGCAUAUCUGUAGAAUGUUUCUUGUAUACCAUUCAGUUGUGGUUUGUUUUUUAGCACCACUUAAUACUCAAAUGGUAAACAGUGGUUAAUAUCGGUAAAGGUGGAUGUUGGAGAUAGUAGACUAAAAAACCUGGCACAGUAGGCUGGAAACCUUUUGGAUUUUUGUAAUAACUACUUAAUGCUUCUGUUUACCAAUCAUAUUUGCGACAGUGAAAAGCAUUUUUGAGGACUUUCCAGAAUACAUUUUUGUUUGUGUCUGUUUUUUGGUCAGGAUAGUGAUUAGCUGACAAAAGUGCAAUGCUAAGUUCGCUCAUUGGCCUUCUGAUCUUAAAGGACUACAAAGUCACCCAGAUCACUUAAUCUCAAUGAAGUGGUCUGGGUGCAGUGGUAAUGUAGUUUUAACCCUUCAACAUUGUUUUGUAGAACACACCUCUGUGGUUAUCACAAUGAUGGCCACUAGAGAUACAUCCGCUGCACUGACAGAGUAAAACAUCAUUUACGUGUCAUGGCUGCUCAUAGCAAAGCAUUGAAUUCCCGCACAGGUCUCAAACUAGUUUUUACUCGUUCCAUUACAGAGUGAACCUACACCAUUUGCAUAUCAGAUUUAUCAUACCCAUAGGGGCAGUCCAGAGUCUUCAGACCCAAAAUGCCGUCAAGUUCCCUCUGCACAAGAACAAGCCUGGAACUUGCCAGCAUUUCGGAUCUGCACUGCUGUUAUAGGCAUGAUCAAUCUGAUAUGCAAAUGGUGAGAUUUAUUUAGGGCUAGAUACGUCUUUAUCAAGAAUAAGUAUAUUUAAUGACUUAUUUACAAGAUUACAUAGUCCUUAAAGAAUGACAAUAUAAACACUCUUAUCUUCUAUUCUAAGUUAUAAACCAGGAUUAGUUUUGUUUUAUUACAGGACUGGACAUGCCAAAAAUCAUGUACUGUUAUUUAUUUUGUAUCAUGUGUCCUUCAUGCCUACUUACCUCCUUAAAGGCCAAUGGCAGUUUAUACAAUCAUAGCAACCAGUACUGAAAGGAUACUAUUCCAAAAAUUGAUUCCCCCCCCCACUCCGUUAAUGCCUGGAGGAAGCCAAGCUAAAUAAACGUGAACUUUUCAUUAUGGUACACGAUCAUUAGGGAGCAAACUGUUACUUAUAAUUAUUUACAUCCCACUUACUGUUAUUUAAGGGAAGUACCACCAUUUAAGGAGUCUCUAGACCUUUUAUAAACCACUCGACCCAUUGUCUUCUUGAUUAUCAUAUCUACAGAACCCUAAGAUUACAUAAUUUUCUUAAAGUACAUGGUCAUCUGUCCUACUUAUCUUUAAUAAGGUCUUUUACGAUCUAUAACAUCAUCUUCCUCUGCAGUUUCAUUUCCUUUCUCCCAUUUUGAAAUUUUAUUGGCUUGCAUACUGGAUACAUACUUGUGGUAAGAUCUAUAUGAGCAACCAGAUUUUGAAAUCCAGCAAACAUAAUGUCCUUUUAUUUUCAGUAUGACAAUUUUAGUUGGGAUAAAUCGGUAAUGGCUAUACCUGUUUUCCAAUAUGAAUAACUGCUAAAGGACCACUAUAGCCUUUAAAGGACCACUAUAGACACCCAGACCACUUCAGCUCAAUGAAGUGGUCUGGGUGCCAGGUCCCCCUAAUUUUAACCCCGCAGCUGAAAACAUAGCAGUUUUAAAGAAACUGCUAUGUUUACAUUGAGGGUUAAUCCAGCCUCUAGUGGCUGUCUACCUGAUGGCUCUUGCCCCGCAUGCACAUUUGGCGCUGACAUCGGCAGGGGGAGGAGAGGUCACCAGCGCUGAGGGAGCCCAAAGCUGGAUUAAGGUAAGUGGCUCCUUGAAGAAUUUUAUAGUUCCUGACAUAGAAGCAAAUAUGACUGAGAGUUAUAUAAUGUAAAAAAAUUACAAGUGUGUUAUUUUUCUUCCUAUAGGUCUUGGAGGCGCAUUGGGUUAUCUCACCGGAGCUAUUGACUGGGAAUCUACCUUCAUGGGGACACUCAUGGGUUCUGAAUUCCAGGUCAUAUAUUUCUUUGCAACUUUGGUAUUCCUUGUGCUCCUUGUUAUACACAUGUGCAGCAUUCCUGAAGUACCUCUUGAAGAUGACAAAGGAGAAACACUGUCCUUACUGAAACAUGAUCAUUUAAAAGCCUAUGGGUCAGUAGAUAAAUCCCAAAAUGGAAUUUUGAAAACCUUAGAAGAGCAAGAUACAGCAGAGGAUACAGAUAUACAGGUAAACAUUACGUUAUAUAUAUAUAUAUACACUAUUAUUUUAAGUGGGUUUAUUUUUUUCAAUUUUUUUUCCAUUGGGGGCAUAUCUACUAAACAGUGAUUAUUUGUUUGGGCAGUGAAUUGUACCUUUUAAAGUGUAAAAGAGCUAAAAAUACGUGUCUUCAUAUAGUAACCUUAAACCGCAACCAGUAGAGAUGUGUCUAUAGAGGCACAUAUCCGACCAGUUUUUAAGUAGGAAAAAAAGUCUUUGUAGUAGUUUUAGAAACACUAAGAUUAUUUUUCUGGAGGGGAGCGUGAAAAGGCACCAAAUAUGGGAAACAAAUAAGAUAUAUUUAAGUCUGAAAUAAGUUUCAGUUCUGCAGGAUCCUUAAUUGGUAGCUGUUUAGAGAAGCUUUCUUAAGAGCAUCUAGGCAUGUGAAAAAUGGGUCUGGUUUGAAAUCUGCCCUAUUUCAGCAGGUUUUGCACGUGCCUAGUGUCCUUUAAGAAGGAAUUUCCAUUGAGUUACCGUUAAGGCAGCAGUGCAAGCUGCUCGUGAGAGAGGCAUGCGCUUGGUCUCUCUAACAGAGCCAUCAUUGGCUGACAGCACCAGGGUGUGGAGUUGCAAUGCCCAAAGGAGAGAAAAGCAAGACGCUAUCUUAGAAGUAACAAAGAGAGUACACACGAUCAGUACUUCCUGGUCAGUGCCAAAUGUAAGUGUCAUUUUAUAAUUUUCUCUCCCCCAAGAGCCCUAGUGGCUGCCCAAGGGCUAAUUUUAAGUGAGAGAAUUUACUCAAAAAUACAUAGAGCACUGUGCUGCUGGUCAAUAAUCAUUUUAAUAACUCCUACCACACAUAACCACAAUCUUCUUUAAAGUGCUCAGUCACACUACAGAGACCUGAGAUGCUCAAGUUGUGAAUUUUAAAACUGCAGGACUGGGGCUGUGACUCGGAGGACUGAUCUGAUGUACACUGUGUGUGCUGAAGGCCAAUAGUUAGUCCGGAAUAGCUGACAUGGUUGGGAGUCUAUCAGUAUCUUGAUGCGAUAACCCUGUGCGCAUUGUGUGCUGAGAGUAGUGGCGGCUCUAGACUUUGUGAGGCCUUGGGCAAAACUCAAACAUAAGGCCCCCACUAACACCUAAAGUAAAAAAUAGGUGUUUGCAUUGUGUGUGUAAAGCACGGUAGUUGUGUUGAAGGACAAGCUUGCAGUGCUGGAUACAGAGAGCUAGUCUCUGAAUUCAUUGUUCAGAGGUUUGCAGAGUCUCGACUCCCUGUGCCGCUGCGUUGUGAGCUCUCUAAAUGUAGUUAUGGCAUCAUUUGCAAACAAAUUUAAACAACAAUUAUGUUUAUUGUUUAUACUUGACUGCAGGGUAUGAUUACUUAAGCGGCACGGUCAUGGCCAAAUCAAUUUUUUUUUGUUUUGUUUUUAAUUUUAAUACCCACCCCAACUCCACUCAUCGAAUUGCCUCCCUAGUCACCCCCAAUGCCACCCAUAUAACCUAUUUUCUAUCUUUAUUUCGUGCCUGGACCUAGGUCCUGGGCACCACCAUCUUUGUGUGGGCAGAUAAGGUCCCCUUGGGACACGUCAUCUGCCCACACUAGAUAGCGCUGUGACAUUCCCGUGCAUGCCCAGUUAAAGCGGACGGGAAUUUUAUAUAUUAAUUAGUUCGUCAGACUAAGCAAUGAAUAGAAAUGUCACUGCAACUUAAAGGAACAAUAAACUCAUCCUAACCACUAUAGCAUACUAUGGUAUGAUUCUCCCAGUACAAGUUGUCAAACUAUUUGCUAACUAUUUGACUUCUUACCAAGAGUCUGAUGGUUGUCUCUUCCUUCCUCUCUGUAACUCCUGCAAGGAUCUUCUGUUGGCUCUCCUGAGCUAAGCUCUGCCAUUGAGGACCAGCUCCUUGGCUGAGAAUGCCGGGCAAUUGGUAUCAGACCAUGAGCUUAACCCUGCACUAUGUAGAAUAGCUACAUGUAGAGAGCAAGGGGAACAGGCUGGCACAUGCCAGGUUAAAAAAAAAAAAUCAAACCAUUACUAUGCUAAGGAACUUCAGGCACCAUAACUACUACAGCAUGCUAUAGUGGUUAUGGUGAUUUGAAUGUUCAUUUUAAUCCUAUCCUGCUGUUUGUGCAUACAAAUCAUUGUGCAUGCAAGGCCUGUGGUGUAAGAAACAUAGUCUGGGCUCACGGUGAUGAGAAACUCAGGAAUCCAUAUUUUUGUUGCGAGAUUGACAUUGUGGCAUUGUUUUACCAGUGUGUCAUCAUAUGAGCUGUUAGGAAAAAAAUUUUUUUUUUUUUUUUUUUUAAACAUCGCAGCAGUGUUGAGAUUGUUUACAUUUUAAUGUCAUCGAUACAUAAUUGUAUUGUGAGCAUAACUUUGGGAUAUUGGCAAACUGAUCAUUUGUGCAUAUUUUAUAAUACUCAAAUUGGGAUUUUACCUAUAUUACGCUACAUAUUAGAGUUAUGGUGUAAUGCUGUUCCAAAUUACUGUCUCUGCACAAGGUUGUAUACAACUGUAGUGACAGCAGACAUCACAAGAAGAAGUUAUACUGGCUGCUCUGUUUGCACAUAUAUUGUAUGUAGCUGCAUGCUGUGCAGUUACGCCAUCUGUAAAAUACAGGGAGUGCAGAAUUAUUAGGCAAGUUGUAUUUUUGAGGAUUAAUUGUAUUAUUGAACAACCAUGUUCUCAAUGAACCCAAAAAACUCAUUAAUAUCAAAGCUGAAUAUUUAUGGAAGUAGUUUUUAGUUUGUUUUUAGUUAUAGCUAUGUUAGGGGGAUAUCUGUGUGUGCAGGUGACUAUUACUGUGCAUAAUUAUUAGGCAACUUAACAAAAAACAAAUAUAUACCCAUUUCAAUUACUUAUUAUUACCAGUGAAACCAAUAUAACAUCUCAACAUUCACAAAUAUACAUUUCUGACAUUCAAAAACAAAACAAAAACAAUCAGUGACCAACAUAGCCACCUUUCUUUGCAAGGACACUCAAAAGCCUGCCAUCCAUAGAUUCUGUCAGUGUUUUGAUCUGUUCACCAUCAACAUUGCGUGCAGCAGCAACCACAGCCUCCCAGACACUGUUCAGAGAGGUGUACUGUUUUCCCUCCUUGUAAAUCUCACAUUUGAUGAUGGACCACAGGUUCUCAAUGGGGUUCAGAUCAGGUGAACAAGGAGGCCAUGUCAUUAGAUUUUCUUCUUUUAUACCCUUUCUUGCCAGCCACGCUGUGGAGUACUUGGACGCGUGUGAUGGAGCAUUGUCCUGCAUGAAAAUCAUGUUUUUCCUUGAAGGAUGCAGACUUCUUCCUGUACCACUGCUUGAAGAAGGUGUCUUCCAGGAACUGGCAGUAGGACUGGGAGUUGAGCUUGACUCCAUCCUCAACCCGAAAAGGCCCCACAAGCUCAUCUUUGAUGAUACCAGCCCAAACCAGUACUCCACCUCCACCUUGCUGGCGUCUGAGUCGGACUGGAGCUCUCUGCCCUUUACCAAUCCAGCCACGGGCCCAUCCAUCUGGCCCAUCAAGACUCACUCUCAUUUCAUCAGUCCAUAAAACCUUAGAAAAAUCAGUCUUGAUUGACUAAUUAAAUUUUUUUAUUUAAAAAGCUCUGACUGAGCUAGCCUGGAAAUGUUUUUUUUUUUUUAUAAAUAUUUAUUGUAUUUCCAUAUAAAAAGACAUAAUCGGAAGUAUCCAUGUAAACAGUAUUGAUUCAUAAUUUUGCUAGACAUUUUCUUUUUGCACUAUACAUUCUGAUGAUUGCAUGACAUAAAUAACUACAUACAACAAUGACAAUAUAAGAUUUUUCUAUAUGCCUUAGAAAAGGAGUAGGCUAUAUGACUACAGUUAUUCCGAUUUCUUAUAACAAUGGAGAUACUGUAGUUAUCAUUCUCAUUGUGCUUCGCAUUUCCAUAGAACAUACAGACAAUCUUACAUGCAUAAAAAUACAGAAUAGAGACCACAACAUGGGUAUAAUAUACCUUACAUACUGUAUAGCGGGGGAGGGGGACCUUGAGCACGCUGUGGAGGCGAAGAAAGGAGUAUAUCAUUAAGUAGUGUUAAGAUUGAUCGAAACAAACCAUACGUGUCCAUGAAUUAACCUUCCAUGCCCAGUUGAGUAAUUCAAGGUCGAUUUAGCCUGUUAUAAUAUUCAAACCAUCUGGACCAAAUUUUAUUAUUUCGGGAUAUUACGGUUAUUAAAAAAACAAAAACAAAAAAAACGCUUUUUCCAUAACUCCUUAGUGAUUAAUUUGAGUUAAAAUUUCUGUUAAAGGCGGAAUAUUUGUACUCUUCCAAUAUCUUGAGAUACAGAUCUUUAUUGCCAUUAGUACAUUUAUCAAUAGGUAUUUUUCAAAUUUCCUUCGACCCUUAAUAUUUAUAGGAAAGAAACUUCUCAGGAGUCAAAUCUGGUAUCUUUUUAGAUCUUGUUCUUCAGCAAGGUGUAAUACAAAGUCUUUUAUCAAACUUAAAUUUGAGCAGUCCCAUCGUAUAUGUUCCCACUUCCCCAUUACAUCUCCAACAAAGAUUUGUGUAUUAAGGCUUAAAUUUACAUAGUCUGGAAGGGACUAAAUACCAUUUGCUUAAGAUUUUGUAGAAAUUUUCUAAAAUACUUAUACAAUGUACUGAUUUUUUUUAAGAUUGUCCAUAGACUCCGUCCAUAAAUGAUAAGGGAUGGUAAGAUCUAAGUCUUCUUCCAACUUUAAAAUCUUAUUUUAAUUUCUGGGGUGGAUUUAUUGAUGAUCUGUCUAAUUUUGGAUGAUCUUAAAGAUUGCUAUCCAUACAAGAUCGUAUCCAAAGGAGACUGAUCUAUUAUUUGGAUUGUUCUAAGAAAGUUAACAAUACUCAAGUAUGUAAAUCUUUCUUUGUUAGACAGAUCAUAUUUCUGUUGGAGUUCAUAAAAGGUAUUGGGAGAAAUAUUAGAUCCUAGUUGGACAAUUUUUACAAUAUUUUUUUUUUUUGUUAACCACUCGGUAAUUCAAGAUCUCUUAUUAAUAGUUUAGUUAUUCCUAAAGGAGCUUUGCACAGAAUUUGAUUAUGAGCCAGGAAUAGUGUUUUUUUUUUUUUUUUUUAUCGGAUCAAUUGAUUUAAACAUUUGUAAUAUUAUCCAAUUAUCAAUUCCUACAUUUUACUGUCCAGCCAAAAGAAAAGGAAGGGAUCAAUUUCUACUCAUUGUUCUUUCUCUAUCUUGUAUUAUGUUUUGUCUCUAGAUUUCUCGUUUCCCCAUUGCAAGAAAUUGGAAAACAUUACUGAAUUAUGAAUCAUCAGAAUGUUGGGAAAUGAUAAUCCUCCCUCUCUUAAGUGUGUUAUCAUUAUUUAUAUGUUGGUUCUUGCUUUUUUUUUUUAUCUGACCAUACAAAAGAAUAGAAUAAUUUAUCAAACAUUUUCAGAAUUUUGUUUGAUACUCUUAUUGGCAUUGUAUGCAAUAGAUAUUUGAGUUUUGGCAUCAAAACUGCUUUUAUGGUGUUUAAUCUACCCAUCCAUGAAAGUAUUAAAUUAUCCCAUUUUUUUUUGAUCUGGUCUUGUAAAUCUUUAAAUAGCUUCAUAUAGUUUAAAUUUACGGAUGUUUCUAUAUCAAAAUUUAUUAGGGUUCCUAAGUAAUUUAUUGUUUGUGAGUCCCAGUUAUAUUUAAAUUUAAGUGAAUUUACCAGAUCUUGAGUUAAAUUUAGGUAUUAUCUUUUUUUUGUGUGUAAAUUUCCUAAAAUCCUCUAUGCAUUUCAUUACCAAGGGAAUAGAAGUUUCUGGGUGAGUAAAGGUUAAUAUUAUAUUGUCUGCAAAUAAUGUUCUUUUUUGUUUAUUCUCGUUGGUAUCCCAAUAAUAUUUGUAGAGUUUGACUAGCAUUGCAAGAGGUUCAAUAGAGAACGUACAUUAGGGGAGCCAAAGGGCAACCCUGACAUGUUCCAUUCCUAAUAUCGAACCAAUGUGUAUUCAAUCCAUUGCCGAAGAAUUUGGCUUUAGGGGAAGUAUAAAGUGACAUUGCUAGGUCUUUAAAAGUUCCUACAAUUCCAAAAGCUGUCAUUGUUGCAUCCAAGAAUUGCCAAUUUACUCCUUUUCGGCAUUGACCGCAAUAUAAACGUUUGGUAAGUUUUCCUUAUCAAUCCUUAGAUUUAGCAAUUUUCGGAAGAUUGUCUCCCCCUGAUCUUCCUUUUACAAACCCUGAUUGAUAGUUCUUAACUAGUUCAGGAAUUACUUUGCUUAAUCUAAUCGCUAAAAGUUUAGAUAGUACUUUAAUAUCUAAGUUUAUAAGUGCGAUCGGACGAUAAUUUGUAUCUUUCGAUGGUUUAGGAAUAGGUGUAACUGUAGCACUUAUUAACUCAGAAAUGUUUUUUGUUGAAUGAAGUUCACUAAACCAUCUAUGUAAUAAAGGAGCUAUUUAUAGGUUCAAAUUUUUUUAAAGAAAGAGGCAGUAAAGCCAUCUGGAACCAGCGCUUUUCCUUUGGAUAAUUUUUUUUUUUUUUUAUUUAUUUAUUUUUUUUUUACGAUCUUGAUUUCUUCAAUCGAUAUAUCGUUAUUUAGUACAACUAAUUUGUCUGGAUUAAUUUGAUGGUUAUUUUAUUAUCAGGUAAGUUAUAUAACGAUGAGUAGUAAUUAGUGAAAGCAUUCCCAAUCUGUAGGGGAGAAAGAAGGGUUUUGGUUCCUUCGAUGAUUUUUUUUUUUUUGAAUGUUUGUUUAUUUUCUGGUUUGAGUUUUUUUCGAUAAGGUCCCUACUUUAUUACUACUACAAAACCAUUUUUGUUUACUCUAUUUGUGAGCGAUAGAUUUAUCUAUUGUUGAAUUGUUUUUAUUUGAAUGGCUAAUUCUAUAGAAGGAUUUUUAGCCUGGAAUUUAAGAGAUUAAAUUGUUGUCUGGUUACUACAAAUGAGCAAAAAGUGUACGGCUCAAGACCUUUUCCCCACCUUCCAGCUCUGCCAAUAUAUAUUUUUGCAAUGGGUUUAGUAUUUGUCAGCAAAAGUAGCAAUAUAUAUAUUAUUUUUUUUUUAUGUGAAUUAAAUUCAGUACUUUGCUACAUUGAAAACCUUUACUAUACAUAUCCACUGUUUGUAAAGACCAUUUUGAGGCUUCAAUAUAUGUUACAGAUGUUUGCAUCUGACACAUUGAGUGUUAAUGGACAGAAGCCAAAUUGUAAUCAGCAAUUUCUGAGCAAGCAGGCAUUUUAGAGUUUCUUUAAAUCACUGAUCUAUGGAAGUUGUUGAAGUUAUUUUCAAAAGAUUGUCGUUGGAUUUCCCUCAGGUUUUUAGAUGUGCUAGAGUGUGAAUAGCAAAUAAAUGUAUACAAAGUGACAAAUAGCCUUUAGGAGUUGGUAAAGUGUGAGAAUGCAAAUAAAAAUAACAAAGCGGGAAGAACAUUGACUUUUACAUCAUUUUAAAUUCUCAUCUCCUUCAUAAAUAUGUUCUUUCAGAUUCUGGGUACCUUUUACCUACACAAGAUUAUGCUGUAGUAAAUGUAACGAGAAUAAAAAAUGUUUUCAUAUGUAUGGUUUCAUAUGCUUAAAUAAACGUGAUUAAAGGGACUCCAUUUUCUUUAAUUUUUAUUUUUGUAAAGCUUUCAAAAUAUAUAUAUUUAGGGAAUAAUCAUAAAUUCAUUUUAAAAAAGAUAUUAAAAUAUUUAAUUUUUUUAAUGGAAUGGUUGCAGCUCUUGCAAAUUCGUAAGAAACAGCAUGGUUGUGUCUGCCUGCACUAGGAAAAAUCUUUACCAAUCAGUAAGUGUGAUCUUGUUGAAAUUUCCAUUGCAGAAGGGGCAUAUGAGCUAUGUACUUCAACAGAUCUGUUAAACUGUACAACACAUAUAGGUUUUAUGGUUCUUGGAUUGUCCCUUGAAGAAAAUCUAUUUAUGAGGCUCAUAAGGCAUAUUUUCAGUUAACAAUAUCUGCUUUUUUUUUCAGUAUAAACCUGAUCAUCCACCCACAGCCACAACUGCUUGACACAUUGUACACCAAUAUUAUUAACCUCUGGUUUCAAAAUACCUUCAUAAGUGAAAAGUGACUUUAAACACUCCACAAAAAUAUUAAUACAGAACUGAUAUGCACAAUUCCCGGUUGUGUGUUCUCUUCAGAAAAAUGCCCCAAAAACAGAUGUAAUAAUCUAAGCCAAAGAGAAAAUUCCCUGGUGCUAACCACAAACUGUGUGCAUGGACAUUUACAAAAUAUUUGAGCCUCUGAAUACAGUUGAAGCAUAUGUAGGAGUAUUAAGAAUGACUGCAAAUUAUUCCUCCGUAAUACCCAUCAGUAAAAAUGCUUAUAAGGGUAUUGUUUAGAUCCCACUUGGAAAAUCUAGUGCAAUCCUAUAUGCAAAUUAAUACAAAUGCAUAAGAAAAAUUAGCAUAUCAACAGAUCCAGUGGUCUCCGGUCCAGACUGGAGAAUGAAGGAUAUAAGUUGACAGCUGAUUAAAAAAAUUUAAGUGGUGGAUAAAAACAAUAAGAUAAAAUGCAGAGUAAUAUCUGUACAGUUCCAAUGUUUUGCCCUUUUCCAUUUUUUUUUUUUUUUCAAACUUAGCAUCUGGAAAAGGAUGAAACGCGUUGCCAAAUGCCCAGUGGGCCGAGAUGGCUACGGGUUGAGGAGACAGGAGAGAUCAAAGUAUAUACCCUGCUGGGUUAUAUGGGUCUGAUACUAUCCAAGCGCAGGUCCUUAAUGCAUGACUCUUCACUGCCAGUCAGGAGAUCAGCAGGUGAAAAGUCUGAGCACAUGAGCAAUGCCAACCUGCACCUCCAUGGAUGCAGAGUGUUCCCUUUGCGAGCUUCGACACAGCAUAAUGCUGGAGAUCCUAUAAAGAUUGAACACAACUAGUACAUGGUGGAGGUGCAGACUUGGUCACUAAAUACCACCAGGGUAUUCAAAGUUCAAAGACACCCCUCCUUGGCCAAAGGUAAAAAGGAGGGGAGAGGGAGGGAUAAUUUAUUAGGUAGGUGUGCGCUUGUGUGUGUAUAUAUAAGGAUUCCCUAUGCACACACUAGAUCCCUUGUAGACAUGUAAUGCACCUCUUACAGACUACAUACCUGACACACAUCCCUAUAAGACACACACAAAAAACAACCUACACGCACACAUUAGAUUCCUUCCAUACACACUCUAGAUCUCCUCUCCUUCCCCUUCCCCUUCCCCUUCUGUUUUUAAAGUGGUCCUAGUGGUAAGAAUCUAGAUGUGCAGUUUUUCUACUUGAAGCACUGACAUGUCGGGGGCUAGUUGCACCCAAACAUACGUGACUUAGGCAGUCCAGAACUCUGUUCCGGGUUGCCUAAUGUCAAUUCUGGGCAUAAAAACAUCUGUUCUCAGUAUGCACUGCACAGUUACCUAACUGCUUCUCCUGUAACCACAGCCAUUUCCCCUAUUUACCACUAUAACAUCUUAAAGCAUAGAACUUAGCAGGGCUAGCCAUACAGAUGUCUUAGCAAUAAUAUUAUAUAGCUAGUAAGAGUUCCUCUAUCUUAAAUAUAUAAAUAAUUGAGAAUACAAUAUAACAUAGGGACUGUCUUCAAAACAAUAAAGUUUUUUAUCUUUUAAAUAUUUAAGUAAAUAUAUAAAUAUAGACAUCUAAAAUCCAUUACAAUAUUUUAUAGCAGAGUUUUAUAAGAUUUAAUUAUAUGCUUGCAAUAUCAGUAAAUAGAAUAGCAUACCCCCCUCAACAUGUCAACCUCUAUCAGUCAUGAUAAAAUGAAGCAGUUUCUCUGUCUCCAAAAUCUCUCCUCUGAGUCCGAAUAUUAAUAAGUACACAUAUUUAUACUUUAGAUGUUUAAUUAGGUCAUUUUAAGACCUACCUUAACUUUGCAAAGAAACAAGGCCAUCACUUGGUUAUUUCACAUUGGAACAUCUUAUAUAUGUUUGUCAUGACCUCGACAUCUUAUCUAUGUUUGUCUAGAAGUUAGUUUGACAUAGGCAUAGCCUUCAAUUGUUAUUGCAUUAAAUGUUAUUGCAUUAAUCCAGGACAAAAUGGCAUAAGUUAUGUUGACAUAGGCAUAGCCUUGAAUUGUUAUUGCAUUAAUUGUUAAUGCACUAAUCUAGGACAAAAUGGCGUCUUAAAGUCUAAACAUCUUACUUAAUUAUUGGAUAAGACGUCAGAUUGAUAAGAAAAGGAACAUUGUAUGAGAAACAAUAUUUUCCAUUUCUAACAACUUGUCAUUUUGCAAAAUCUCUUAAAGACAAAGGACACAGUUUACUUUUCAUUCUAAUUUUGUAUUAUUUGAAAUUGCCCAUAACACUCACUUGUAGGAAGAGCAUACAAGGGAGAAUCUCUCCCCUCCUUCCCUCCCACACUGCAUCUCGGGAACACCCCACAAGAUUUUCAGUUUUUGGAGAUGUUUAGACCCGAUCAUCUAGCCAUCGCUAUUUGACCCCAAGUCACUCAGAUCUUUUUGCUUGUCCAUUUUUUCUGCUUUCAGCAGAUGGAAUUCAAGAAGUGACUGUUCACUUGCUGCCAACUAUAUCCCAACCCUUGACCGGUGCCAUAGUAACAAUAUAAUCCUUGUUAUUCACUUCAACUGUCAGUGUUUUAAUGUUGUUGUGGCUGAUCAAUGUAUUCAGUAGAAGGCGUAUUUACUUACAUGAUGACUGACAGACCGUUCUUCACUAUCAUUUAGCAAUUUAUUUUAAUCUUCCUAAUGUAAUGUUCCUUUUUUUUUUUUUUCAUUCUUUUCUAUUAGGUGCAGAAACGAAUGACCCUUAAAUCGCUGGUGAAUGCUCUCUUAACCAUGCCUGCUCAUUACCGCUACCUGUGUGUGAGCCACCUCAUUGGAUGGACCGCAUUCCUAUCAAACAUGCUGUUCUUUACAGACUUCAUGGGACAGGUAGAAAUUAAAACCAUGCUAUGUAUGCAUAUGUUUAAACUUUCAUGUCAUUUCAAAGUAUGUUGAUAGAUAAAUCAGAUGUACAUUUAUAUUUGUUUGUUAGUGUAAAAACAUUCGUGGCUUAACUAUUUUGUGUUCUUAAAAAUACUAAAUCUAAAAUAAAUAUGAAGCAAUUAAUAAAGGUAAUUCACUAAAUUUACAAAAGUUUCUUGAGUGCCCUCUAUGUAAAGAGAAAAAUAAAUAAAAAUUAUAUAAAUACUAUAUUUUUCACCAGAGGAUAGCUCAGUUCUCCUUGGUCUUAAAAAAGAAAUAAAUUAAAACUGAACUUUUAUUUGUCAGCGUUUCAGUGCCCUAUAAAAACUUUCAUAAAGGCAAAGCACAAAAUACAUACAUACUUUUCCAAAUACAGUUCAUCACUUUCUUUCAUGCUCCCUUUCACAAUGGAUGACUUCAUGGACUACUCUAAAUGUAGAUUUGACAUCCAUGACAAUAUUUUAAGGAAAUAUAUUUUGAAUUUAAUUGACUAUGAUAGCGAGAGGCUGACCUGGAUUUACAGUUUUUUAUUCUCAAUACCAUUUCAAAUUCCAAAUCCCUAGAGGCUUUCGUGUAAAGAAUGUUAUGGCAAUUGGGAGAUUAAAACCUCAAGUCUGCCGCAAAUAGGUGACCGUAUUAAACAAGGGUUUCAUGGACUUGAUACGAAUAAUGGAGAAUGUGUGAGAGGAUAUGAUUGCUGUUGGAUUGUUAAAGAGCUUGAAAAUAAAUAUGCAUUUCUACUGACCACUGCAGAACCUAAUACAACCCUCCUGAAGGUUAAGGUGAAUGUCCGUAAAUACAAGAGAGACUUGAUUUGAUUUAAAUAGAAAAUGUAAAAAAAGACUACAGGGAGCAUAGACUCUACAAAUGCUCGAGCAGGGAAUCUAAUAAACCCAGGAGACAGAGAAAAAUACAAAAGCCAUCCCACUUUACAGUGGAUAAAACUACAGGGGAAUUUGUCUCGUACACAGAAACCAUUACAAGGCAUCUAAGACCUUAAUCUUAAGAGAUUUUUUUUUUUUUUUAACUACAGGAGCAGAAACCAGUCAUGCCAUAGAUAUCUAGUUCCAAGUGAGAAUAGACCCAGGGGGAAGACUUGGGUACAAGGGACUGUGACAAAACGAUAACCCCUUUCGGCAAUAAUGCCAAUCUGUCACAACAGGUAAUGAGUCCUGAUUGUCUUGAUUAGAGGCCUUUUCUUUGCCCCUUUGAAAUCCUAGUAUUCCUGCCAAGGCUCUCCUUUCCCCUCUGAAGCUUUGCUCCCAGCGCAUAGACCAGUUAAUAAAGCUUAGUGUUCUAGCUUGUAUUGCAGUUUCACCCAAUGACUGGCUGCUGGGUGAAAGGAAGUUCCCAUCACCAGACAAACACAGUACUUUUUGUGGGUACAAGAAGCUCCCUCAAGUCCAGGUUGUCAUAGGAUGCCUCACCAUCUCCUCUAGCUCCACCUCCAAACUAGGACUGAGAGCGCUAAAAAAAGUUAGCAGAUCAUGGCUAGUGCCCGAUCCAAACUAGAGUUCCAAAUCAUCAGGGAGGGAGGCACCUCAAGAACCACGAAAAUAAGCUUUCCACUGCAGUGGUGUAUUUAGGUUGUGUGCUGCCCUAGGCUCUAAUCUAAAUUUGCUCUAUUCCUUCCCGUCCAAGCUGCACCACCUUAUGUUUAAGAUCAACAUGCAUUUUCACUAACAGGCACCUCACUGAUGCAUACACUAACAUACAUUUGCUGACUGAUGGUCAUUGGCACACACGGUUUAACCGACACACACACUCACUGAGAGACACACAUACAUUAAUGCACACACUCACUGACAGACACACAUUCAGACAUACACAUACAUGCACUCAGUUACUCCCACACAUUGACCGACACUAGGGAGCAGAGCAGGAAGAGCUCAGAGAUCAGCUCUCCCUCACUGUGCAUCUGCAAAAUGACCAGUUGCCACCUUGAGAGACCCUAACGUGGCCAGCCAGCAAACUCUUGGACAUCCAGGACACGAGGCUAUCAUGGCAUCAGAAGUGCUGCCUAAGGCAAUUGCCGUGUUAGCCUUGUGGAAGACACAGCCUUGAUCCAGUGCCCAAGUCAAAGCAUUGAGUACAUCAAAUCCUCUCCCCAAUCAGCCCAGUAAGACGUUCUUGGUCAAUGUUCAGAGCGAAUCAAAUUCCCUGUUUCCUUCUAACAUGAAUAAAGGUCAAACAAAAGCAAUCCAAUGACUGUCCAAAGACCCUACAAUUGAACAGACUCUGUAUAGUAAUACAGAGCUAUGCUGGCUAUUGUGAAGAUUUUCUACAACAGGUGAGUGAUAACUAUACAUAUCAAGAGAUUCCAUCAGACACCAUGGCUGCGACCGAACUUAUUUUUUACACAUUCUUGAACAGAGGUUGGUUGUAUUUGUGAUGAACUUCGUCACUAUUUGAAAGUACUGAACCCACGCCCACCCAUUCUAAAUUGCAUACUGAAGAUACAUAAAAAUUUGACCAAACACUGGGCACUGGAUAGUGUUUGCUAGUGGAGGAAUGAUUGAACCCAUUUCUAAAUGACUGUCUUAGCACUACCCACACACACAAAAGAAAUAUCAUCUUUCUUAGAAAAACUAAAACCACUACAACUACCAGAGAACCCACUGAAACUUGUGAUUUGUAAAAUUCUACAUAAAGUAAUCCCCCAUGAAGGUGGGCAGCAGGUUCUCUUACAAUCCACCUGCUACCAAGGACCAGCUGUUAAGUUCGUGCUGGAAUUUUUAUUACUGAUGUUAACCCAGAACAACUUUAGAUAUGAAAAGUAGAUGGCUGCUUGUCACGCCAAGGGUGCAUAAUGCUUUGCUAUUCUAUAGAAUAUAGCUAGUUCAUGUGAUUUGUGUAGUGCGUACAUAAAUAGACUGGUAAAGGGUGUUAUGUGCAAAUUGACUGUAGAGGUUAGAUGUCACACGAGGUUAAUUUUAAUUAUAUAGGAAUGUGAUAAUGUCACAAGAUUUACAACAUGAAAAUCCUCUUUUGAAGCUGUGACUCCAGAGCUCCCGGUGCAAGGUCUGGUUUCAGUGUUAUCUUACUGGCUUCUACCAAAUGCUUGUACUUCCUCUUUGAUAGCGUGUUAUUUUGAUAUGCUAAUUACCAUUGGCAUUCAAGAUAACCAUUGUGUUCCAGUGCCAUAUGAAACAUUAAUCAUAACCCACAGAUUAAUAAUCAUGCCUCCUUUGGUGCUUAUUUAGAAAGGGGAAAGCGCACCUUACAAAUGGAGUUUAAAUAUGGCUAAUGCAGCUUAAGCCGUUUGGAAGGAAUUGUGAAAUCCAUUGUGUUAGGUCAUAAGUAGGAAGUGUGACAUAGAUAUGGCAAGACAUAAUUGCAAAAAAAAGUCAUACAAGCAAUUUUUAUUUCUGUAGCAAGCACAACAGAGGAGAUCAAAUCAAACUAGAACAGCCCUUAUCCCUACCUCAUUUCAGCCCCUAUCUCCCCACAUUCCAGCCGCUAUUCCUCUUUUACAGUGCAGACCCAGUUAUUUCCACAUACAGUAUAGCUUAUAUCUUCCCAUACACUAAAGUCCCAAGUGCGCGCGCACACACAUUACAUUCCCUAUAACCACAUGCACAUAGCACUACAUGUAGCCUACCCUACACACAUCAACACCACAAGCAAUCACCAAAUAUACACCAUCAUAAAUGGUCUAUCCCAUACACACACACACACUCUACCCUCUUUUAACCCUGUCCCUCUUAUGUUCUCUGGUUUGUGUCUCACUUAUGGGAAAACCAGGGACAUGGUCUGGAUUGUGUCAAAGGCCUUUUUGCACAGACUGCACCUUGGGUUUUGCAAUUGGGAAGCAAUGGCUGACAUCACGGAGCCAUUUAUUUUUUGGAAUCUUACAUACACAGGUUUAUUCAUUAAAUAUUGAGUGAAACUAAAUAAAAAUUGCAAAGUUUAAGUGAAUAUAGCCAAGCUGUGACUGGGCUGAGGUGGGAUACACUACACCAGUUUUAGCUUCUGUUUUGCAUUUGAUGAUGUGUUGCAUUCACUAAAAUUUGAAGUUAAAUGUGGAUAACCCUGAUAAAAUUCUGGUCCGUUCCUCAAGUUCUAGAACACUCUAACAUGAAUAUGUUAUAACAUGGAUAAUCAGCAAAAUGUAAAACAUUCCCAACAGAAUGGGGAAAACCAUAUACCUUUUUACAUAUAUAUAAAUAUUUUAAUUUCUUUUUUUAACAAUGUAUGAGAGCUGUGCAUUAGAAAUAUAUAAAUUCAUAUUCCUUAGAUUUAAUUUGCUAUACACUUGUCAAGGAACUGUGCUUUUUGUUUGCAUAGUAAAUUCCAAUAUUUAUUGCACGGGGAAUUCAAUAAUUACAGUUGAAGAAUAAUAAUAAUGAAACUCAUUUUCUUAGCUUUAGAGUCUCAAUACUAAGCCCUAUGAUCUACAGACUUCAUAUGUAAUGCUUUGCUCAAUGAAAAAGCUACAUAAUUAAUCUGAGCAAGUCAAUAGUUUUGAUAACCAGAUUUCGCAAAGGUCAAAAAGCACUUAAAAACCUUAAAUAUAAAAGGUCAUAUUAGAACAAGGAGGGAAGAUACAGCUUGACUAUAGCUAGUUAGCGGAGGACCAAUUUCAUGUUGAUAAAUGAUCAAGCCAGGUUUGUAGGUUCUAGUGUGAAGACUGUAGUUUGCAAUUGGACGUAACAUAGGUGCAAUACUUUCUGCUUAUGAUUGUUUAAGCAGUAAGUGUUGAAGUUGGUUUAUUUCUCUUCCAUGUUAACAUUAGCGUAGGAAGCAGAGAUUGAAGUCAGAACAGAACACACAUGCUCUGUAUUAGCUCCUGCAUCUGGUACUGAAAAACUGGGUCUAACAGCGGGCUUCAUGCACAUUCUGACCGCAACCGCAGAUAGUACUUAUCCUACUAAGCCACGGUCGGUGCACCUAGAGAUGCCUUACAGAAGCCUGUUUCAGCAAUGGAUCACCCAGACCGGGGCUUGCGGCCUAGUCGAGUUUGUGCUGAGCAGAGACAGUCGCUCUCCUAGCUCUCUGAUAAUCACAGUGAGACCAGUACAUAACUGCUCCCCCUCCCCCUUUGGACCUGUGGGGGUUAUCCCGGUCUCACUGGUGAGCCUCACUAACCUCUGCUGAACCCUUAACACCUGCACUAGCCUCAAGAUGGCGGUAUGCAAAAGCCUACGAUGAUCCCACAAGGCGCAUCAGAGCAUAUACUGCAGUGACUGACUGAGAUCUUCGAAAACUUCUGGGCCAAACUAUCUGCAAGUCUUGAGGUGACACCGGCUUCGGUUGUAGAGAGAGCAGAAAGCGGAAGUGUCUCCCUUGGCACUUCCUCUACACCAGCGCUUUAGUCAUCCACCCAUGGCCUAGCUGGCUGAAGACCAACAGGGAUUAUCUCCCAAUGCAUCGACCACUGGCGCGGAUGAUCCAUCAUCACAGGCGGCAACAGUCCAACAGGAGCCUCUGUCACCCCCUAAAGGGAAGAACUUGGGAUCCCCUUCGAGUUCCCAAGUUCAUGGUCUCAGGAUGCAGGCCUUCAUGACAGGCUAGGUGGUUGUCUUGCACAGAACCUGUCACACAAUACCGCUCCGCAGCUUUCUCCUGCCACCAACCCAGGGCAUCGGCUGACUUGUGACUUAACAACCCAAGUUCCCUGCUAGUCAGAAAUCUGACUCCCUUAUUUGCCUACCCGAAUGCCUACUACAUGCUAACCAGCAUCCACUAUAUUUUUUGCUCUCUAGUGCUCACAUCGAUCUACAUUUUAAUUUUAUUUUACUUUUUAUCUUACUGUGACACCGCAUUUCUUUUAUGUUCCUAUGAGAUAACGUGAAGCUUCAGUGGUGUUAUACUUUUAUAGCUUGAUGGGAUGCACAUACACUAUGCUGUUGAAUAUACCAUUACCUAGCCUUGGCUCUUACUCCAAGUAUAAGUUUUAUGGAUUAGCAGUCUGCCCAAAAGCCAAGCACAUGCCAUCCAACCAUCCAGUUAAAUCUGUUCUUUAUUUUAUGCCUCGUAGCGCCAAUAAUUUUAUUCUGUGCUAUGCUGCAACAUGACAUUGUGUGGAUCCAGUGGUGCUAUAAUCUUGUACACAUAGCCUGUAGUAAAGCAUCUGUAAUAUGCCAGUUAAUUGCCUUUUGCUUAGCCUAGAUUGUUCCUCCAGGAAUAUAUUUUAUAUUCUUUCUAGCGCACUUAUAUAUGGCAAUUAAUCUCAGGCAUAUAAUUUGUUUUCUUUACUUACAAAAGGGGCACAUUUACUCACUCUGUGACUUUGACUGAAUAUUAAUAUUGUGUUUAUCCUGCUUCCAUGCGGACGCCAGUUCCUGUAUGCAUGUUGUCUUACUCUGACUCAUCCUGUUUGUAAUGGAUGUACUGCUGUAUUUCAUGUUCAAUCUAUGCCACAAUAAAGCCAAGACUGACAAAAAAAAAUUAGCAUAGGAACCACCAAUAUUGGGGUAUUCUGAUGUAGUAGUGGGAUUACAUUGUAUGGCGAUAGGGUGUGAUCAAAUGCUCUUAUUGUUUGCCAAGGUAAGUGAUUUUAAGUAGCUUUGUAAGAUUUAAAAAUGUUUUGUGAGUGCUGUUCCCUUAAUCUGUAUUUUGGAUGACAAUAAUAGACUGAGUGCUGAGCACAAUUUAACUAUCACUGCCAUCAAAGCAUGAACUUUAAUAGAUAAUAUAUAGUCUCCUUACACCAUAACAGCUAAAAUGGCUGCAUAAAAUGUAGUAAUUAUAGUGCUUUAUGUUCCUUUUUUGAGUUCAGUGCUUGCCUUCCUUCUUUAAGCAGUUACUGAUGGCUCCUCUCCAAAACCAUUAUUCUAAAGUACAAACCUUCUGCCACAGCAACUCUUUAAGUAACCAGAACUUCCUCUACCUCCAGAAGCGAGACUUUUUUCCAUCUGACUACUUGCCCAUCUGCUACUUAUGCUUUAUAACUUUUGAAUUCAAUAAGCAUACCUAAACCCUUGGUGUGGGCUAGGCAACCUUUUAGUAGCACUGUGACACAAAAAGACUAUGAAGUCCCUUGGAGUGCUGUUUUUUUUUUUUUUUUUUUUAAAUUAACGUAUGCUUAUAUUGCUUGCGUUGUGUAUGGGUUGCUUUGUAGGGUUGUAUUUGUGCAUAUGUGGGCUGUUGCAUUGUUUCUGUGCAUGAGCUGUUAAUUAUUGUGUGUGUUACAUACACUGAUCAGUCACAACAGUAAAACCACCCACCUAAUAUCAUGUAGGUCCCCCUCAUACUGCCAAAACAGCUUUCAUGUGUCAAAGCAUAGACUCCACAAGACUGUUCAGUUUGUCCUGUGGUAUAUGGCACAAAGACAUUCAUAGCAGAUCCUUUAAGUCCUGCAAGUUGCGAGGUGGGGUGCAUGAAGGGGAGUACAUGGUCUACAUCAAUUUCUAGGGAGGUGGUAUGUGUAACAUCUACAUGAAUGGCAGAACCCAAGGUUUCCCAAUAUAGAUAAUUACAUAGUUACAUAGGCUGAAAAGAGACAUGUGUCCACCAAGUUCAGCCUUCCUCACAUUUUUUUUGCUGUUGAUCCAAAAGAAGGCAAAAAAAACAGUUUGUUGCACUUACAAUUUUGCAACAAACUAGGAAGAAAAAUCCCUCUUGACCCCAGAAUGGCAGUCAGAUUAAUCCUUGGAUCAAGAAGCAUUUACCCUACAUUGAAAAAUUAAAUCCUUGAAUAUUCUGUCUUUGCAAGUAUGCAUCUAGUUGCUGUUUAAACAUCUGUACGGACUCUGAUAAAACCACUUCAGGCAGAGAAUUCCAUAUCCUUAUUGUUCUUACAGUAAAAAAAAACAAACCUUCCUUUGACUUACACCAGGGGUUCCCAACCCAGUCCUCAAGUACCCCUUAACGGUGCAGGAUUUUGGGAUUACCCUGUUGUGUCUAAAGAAUUUUUGUUUUCUUUUUUUUCCUCUUAUGUUUGUGACUAAUUUCCACACAAUGGUUUCUAUUGGACACAGAUAUAUUUGUAUAAUGUGAUCAUGUCCCUCUGAGGCGAUGUUUUUCUAAACUAAAGAGGUUUACAUUUGUUAACCUUUCUUCAUAGCUAAAAUGUUUAAUUCCUGUUAUUAAUUUUGUAGCCCACCUCUGCACUCUUUCUAGUGCCAUAAUAUCCUUUAUUUAAGUACAGGUGCCCAAAAUUGCACAGCAUAUUCUUACCAGUGAUUUUUUAUAAAGAGGCAAAAUGAUAUUCUCAUCCAUAGAAUUAAUGCCUUACUGGCCUUAGAAACUGCUGAUUGACAAGUCCUUCUUGUGUGUUGUUAUCCCUAAUUCGCUUCCAUUAAGGGUAUAAGUUGCUUGUGCAUUCUUGAUGCCGAAGUGCAUAAUGUUGCAUUUUUCUACAUUAAAUUUUAUCUGCCAUUUGAGUGCCCAGUUCCCCAUCUAUCUAAAUCCCUCUGCAGCAAAGCAAUAUCUUGCUCACAUUGUAUUACUUUAGAGUUUUGAGUUCUGCAAACACUGAAAUAUGACUUUCAAUGCUUUUUUCAAGAUUAUUUAUAAACCUGUUUAAAUAGAAGGGGUCCCAAAACAGAACCCUGAGGGACACCACUUGCCACCUCUGUCCAGUUUGAAAAUGUACCAUUAAUGACAACUCUCUGUUUUUAAGCCAAAGUUCUACCUAAGAACAAGAAUUUUCAUCUAGACCAAUUUCUUUGAGUUUGAACACUAAUUUAUUGUGUGGAACUGUAUCAAACGCCUUGGCAAAAUCCAAAUGGAUCACAUCCACUGCAACACCCUGAUCUAUACUUCUUCUUUGUAGAAUUGCACAUGAUUCAUCAGACCAGGAAACCUUCUUCCAUUGCAGAUGACAAAACUCUGUAAAGUAAUACAAUGUGAGCAAGAUAUUACUUUACUGCAGAUGGAUUUAGAUAGACUGGGGAACUGGGCACUCAAAUGGCAGAUAAAAUUUAAUGUAGAAAAAUGCAAUGUUAUGCACCUCGGAAUCAAGAAUGCACAAGCAACUUAUACCCUUAAUGGUCCACUUCUGUUGCUCAUUUCCCCAUUGAAGGCAAUUUUGGCAGUGGACAGAGGUCAUUGUGGGCACUGGUUAUCCAUAGGUGGCAAACUGAAACCUUUCUAUCAUGGCAAGCAUGUGUUUUGUUUUUUUUUGUUUUUUUUUAGCAAUUUGAGCUACAGUAGCUUUUCUAUGUAAUUGGACCAGAAGAACUAGCCUUCGUUCCCCAUUUGCAUAAAUGAGCUUUGGGUGCCCAUAACAUGAACAACGGUUCAUCGGUUUUCCUCCCUUGCACCACUUCUGGUAGGUACUAACCACUGCAUCCUGGGAACACCCCACAAUACUAUUUUGGAGAUUCUCUGACCCAGUCCUCUAGCCAUCACUAUUUGGCACUUGUCAAAAUCACUCAGAUCUCUCUGCUUAAAGAUUUUUAAUGCCUUCAACAUAUGAAAUUCAAGAACUGACUCACUUGCUGCAUAAUAUAUUCCACCCUGUGACAAGUGCCAUUGUAAUAAUAUAAUCCAUGUUAUUCACUUCAACUCUCAGUGGUUUUAAUGUUGUGGCUGAUCAGUGUAUAUAUGUGGGCUGUGCAUCAUGGGGUGUGUGUGUGUGUGUGUAAUUGGGGACUGUGUAUGGGGAUGAAUUUUGUGUGUGUGUGUGUGUGUGUAGGUGGUGUGUGGAUGUGUGUGAUGGCUGCUUGGGGUUUUGUAUGCUGCAGGGAUGCAUUCACGUAUGAUUUCUUUUUGACUGUGUUGUUUUGCAAGGCCUAUUCCUGUGUGGGCUUUUUGUAUUCGCCUGUGGGCAAGCUUCUUCUAUAGCUGUGUGGCCUGCUUUCCUGAGGUCCAGUGGUGACCAGAUUAAACUUGGGAGGGGGAAAACGCUACACAUUUAAUUCUGAUUUCAACUGCUCUUAAAAUUUAAAAAUCAUAUGUACCCCAAUACGAAGUUCUAGACUUUUGCAUUCAUUUUCUUCUGAAAGACUGAUGCAAAUUACAAUGAAUGAAUUGAUUGUUUGGACCAAAAUCUCUUCCAUCCAAUUUAUUUCGUUCAUUAAUUUAGGGAUUUUUAUUUGGUCUUUUUUGGAGCUGAAGAAAAGAUGUCCUCUAAUCGUAAGUAGGAAUCUUUUAUUUAACAUGUAUUUAGUUUGGCUUCCCCCUCACUAUUAUUAGGGUGAGGGCAGUUGGUAGGGUGGUGUGGUUUUUAAAAAAAAAAAAAAAAAUUCUUCAGUGGUGGGACGACUAGGGGCUUGGGGAUUCCUAGUCACUAGGGAAGGGAUAAUUUUUAAAAUUAUUAGGACACUAUGUUCCCUCAUUGAUUGUAUUUAGUAGCUGCUCCGUUACAGCCAUUGCCUACUCAGUUUAGUAGGUAUGCCCCUCCUUGCCACAUGGUGGGCAGGAGGGAGGAUUAAACCUCCCUUAUUUACCAGUAUCAAGUAUCUUUUACUUAGUAUUCGUAAAGUUGUCUGAAAGACCAAAUCCCAAAAAGUAGGAAUUCUUGUAACGUUUUUUUUUUUAUUUCAUUCAUCUAUAGGUAUAUAGAUAUAUUUUUUAAAUUUAGCAGGGCAGUGCCAUUCUAUUAGAUUCAUUUUUAGACUACUUAAAUACAACACAUGUAUUUGUGCACCUCUGAUAAUUCUUUUGAUCUUUACUGUGACAAAGCAUGGUGGAAGCUGUAGUAUUUAAAGCAUCUGGGGAUAUACCGUAUGGGUACCCCUGCUCUGUAAAUUAAUCAAUUCCAACAGAAUUCUCCAGGUCUUUUACAUAUGAUACUUAUAACCCCUCUUUCUUUAGAUUAAUUAAAUUUAAAUGAGACAUGGAGGAGUGGCCCAGGGCAAUCUUAACACCAGGGCCCGGUAGCUACUAGUUACACUUCUGAUCUGCAGAUAUGUCAAAGAAAAUACAAGUAGCAUUGGUUACCAUGGUAACCCAGUUUUUAAUUUCGAGAAAUUCUAAGAGGAAGGUUUAAUUUAGUACCCUACAGAAAUGUGAAUUCAACCAUAUUAAUAUUUUAUAUAUUGUACAUUCAGUAUUUACAAUGCGGCUCUCACACUUGAGACUGCCCACUUAAUGAAAGUAUGAGGAUUAGUAAUGGGAGGUGAUCCCCAAGCAGCAACAUACCAUUAACCCCUUAGUGACUAGGCUGCUUUUCAAUUUUCUUACAGACCAGGGAUGUUUUUACAUUUCUGCGGUGUUUGUAUUUAGCUGUCAUUUGACUCUUACUUAUUUACUGUACCCACACAUUAUAUACCAAUUUUUUGUCAUUAAAUGGUCUUUCUAAAGAUACCAUUAUUUUCAUCAUAUCCUAUCAUUUACUAUAAAUUUUUUUUAUAAAAUAUGAAAAAAAAACAACUUUAACUUUGACCCCCCAAAUCUGUUACGCAUCUACAACCGCCAAAAAACACCCAUGCUAAAUAGUUUCAAAAUUGUGUCCUGAGUUUAGAAAUACCAAAUGUUCUUAGCUUUUUUUGGAAAGUUACAUUUUAACACUAUCUGUCAGGAAUCACUGAAUAACCCUUCACAUGUAUAUAUUUUUUAAAAGAAGAAAACCUAAGGUAUUACACUUGAGGUAUUUUGACUACUUUCAUGCAACCAUUUUACCACCAAUCUAUGCCAAAUUGAAAAAAGAAAUUGUGAAAAAAUUUUUAUUUAUUUUUUGUCACACAUAGCAAUUUAAGAAUACAUGUACAAACUUUAAGGGUUACUGCCAAAGAACAUCCCAAUAUGUGUUCACCAACAUCUCCUGAGUACAGUGAUACCACCCAUGUAUAGGUGUGUUGGGUUCUCUGGGGGCUAAAAUACCUUAUUUUCAGGGUGCGCAUUCCAGUUUUCCAACUUGGAAUUUUCACAGCUGUUCAUCAUGCACCCAUGUCCUAUUUGGGAAAUUUUUGAAGCCGGCCAAUGUAAUUUACCCCCAUCAAAUGAUAUAUUUUUGAAAAGUAGACAACCCAGGGUAUUCAAUAUUGGGUAUGUCGAGUCUUUUUUAGUAGCCAAAGUUAGCAUUUAUAUUUGUGUGUUAAAAAUGCAAAAAGCAAUUAUGAACGCUAACUUUGACCAGUGUUUGUGACUAAGUGGUUACUAAAAAAGACUGAACAUACCCCAUUUGCAAUACCUUGAGUUGUCCUCUUUUGCAAAUGGUAUGCCAUCAUGGGGGUAAUUCUCAUUCCUGGGCUAUCAUACACUCUAAAAGGCAAAUAACCAAUCUGGAAUGUGAGAAAACGGCCUUAUAUUUGAACCUGUAACUUUCAAAAAUGCUAUAAAACCUGUACAAGGGGGGUACUGUUAUACUCGGGAGACUUCGCUGAACACAUAUUAGUGUUUCAAAACAGUAAAACGUAUCACAACAAUGAUUUCAUCAGUGCCGUUUGUGUGUGAAAAAUGCAAAAAAACUUCACUUUCACUGACAAUAUCAUCGCUGUGAUAUGUUUUACUGUUUUGAAACCCUAAUACUUGUGUUCAACAAAGUCUACCGAGUAAAACGGUACCCCCAUGUACAGGCUUUAUGGUGUCUUGGAAAGUUAGUGUUAAUUAUAGUGCUAGCAAUUUAAAUUCUCUGGACUUUAGGCUUGGGUUGUCACGCAGGUCCCCCAAAUUGCAAUCAAUAAAAUUACUUAAUUAUGUAAAAAUAUUACAUAAAUUUAUAUCUAUUUAUGUAAUUAUAUAUGAGCAUAUGUAUAUUUCGUAUUUUUAUAUAUACAUAGAUAUAUAUAUAAUUUUAUCCUAAGUGUAUUUUGAUUUAUAUAUAUUAUGAAAAUACAGGUAGAAUAAAUGACAUAUACGUUUUUUAAAAUUAUUUUUACAUUUUAUUUUUAAUUAUUUUUAUAAUAUAUAUAUAUAUAUAAGAAAAAAUAUAUAUAUAUAUAAUAUAUAUAUAUAAGAAAAAAUAAAUAUAUAUAUAUAUAUAUAUAUAUAUAUAUAUAUAUAUAUAUACACACGUGUGUAUUUUUAUAUUAAUAUAUUUUAUUUAUAUAUAUAUAUCUAUCUAUCUUUCUUUUACUGUUGACACCUAUUGCGGCCAUGUGGUCAUAUGGCCCCUGAGGGUCCUAAUUUGCAGAGGGGGGACUGUCUGGGCUGUCAGUGGAGCAGAAGACUAAUCGCGGGUGGGGGAAGCCUGCCUGAUGGCUUCCGAUGCUCUGCACUACACUGCCAGGUGCACGUGGAGCAACCCGGAAGUGAUUAUUCUGGGGGAGCCAUCACCCGGUGUUCUCCGGUGGCCCAGCAGUGAGAUGGGGUAUUCCAUGAUGCCUCAACAUCGAGGCAUUGCUGCAAGACCGUCAGAGUGGCUGGAAGCAUUCAUGAUCGCUUUCAGCACUCUAAUUCCCUGCGGACUGAUCCGGUAAGUCCACGGUCCUUACGGUCUGUUUCUUGACGGAUGUACCUGAUAUGUCCGAGGUCGCGAUGUGGUUAAUAAAGUCGGAAUCAUGGCAAAACGCAUUUGGUGACUAAACACCAAAACAUUGGAGACUACAUAACGGUUACUGGCAGGGCCGGUGCAAGGAUUUUUGGGUACACAGGCGAGUCAGAGCACAGGCUCAGAGAUUCUCAGCCUGUGCUCUGACAACAUUGAAAGUCAGAGCCGUGAAGGAGCGGGUAUGGCAAAGAGCUACUGAUUAGUAUAACAUCAAUAUCCGUUAUAAAACCAGGCUUCCUGGCUUCCCCACUUCCUCUCAUCUAGCAGUCCUUCCCUUAUACUUGGGGAUUUCAAUAUCCCAAUCAACAACCCCAAUUGCCCUGAUGCCUCUCGCCUGCUCACUGUAACCUCCUCCUUUGGCCUUACACAAUGGUCCAAUUUAGCAACCCAUACAGCUGGAAACACUCUUGAUCUCGCUUUCACCAACCUCUGUACUGCUUCUAAUCUCUCCAAUAUUCCUUUUCCUCUAUCUGACCACCAUCUGCUGACUUUUGACAUUGGCAUACCGAAGACCCAAUUGACACCACCAUCUGAACAUCACUCUCACAGAAACCUCUAAUGUCUUGACCUAGAGCAUUUCUCUACUAAUCUCCAAACUCUCCUUUUACCUAUCUAAAACCUCACCUGUCACCUGUUAGUUCUGCAACCUCGUUCUAAAAUACCACCCUCUCCUCUCAACUAGACAUCAUGGCACCUUCUACAUUUAAAUGCCGCAGGUGCCCCCAACAACAACCCUGGCACACCAAGCUCACUCGAUACCUCCAAAAUUGCUCCAGAACUGCUGAACGCUGUUGGAGAAAGUCUCACUGUGCAUCUGACUUUCUCCACUAUAAAUUUAUGCUGAGCUCAUACAGCUUGGCUCUUUCCUCUGCAAAAGUUAAUUACUUCAGUACCCUCAUAACCACAAUCUCCCGCGAACCCAAAUGACGAUUUUACACAUUUAAAUCUCUUCUUCGCCCUGUUGUUCCUCCUCCACCUACCAACUUGACCGCCUCAGACUUUGCAACUCACUUCACUGACAAGAUUUCUACAAUCAGGGAAGAGAUCUCUCAUCUUUCUUCUUCCCCUAGCUUCACUCCCUCUGCUGUUCUAUGUUCAUUCGCACCCGGUACAUUGGAAGAGGUUUCUGCUCUGCUCCAGUCCUCCCACCACCUGCUCCCUAGAUCAAAUUCCCUCGCAUCUCAUCCGUACUCUGUCUUCUUCUCUUUCUCUGCCUCUCACUAAAAUUCUCAAUCUCUCUCUCUCCUCUGGUAUAUUUCCAUUGCCCUUCAAACAUGCAACUGUAACCCCAAUUCUAAAGAAGCCCAACCUUGACCCUAACAUCCUAUCUCGCUACUGCCUUUUGCAUCCAAGAUCCUUGAAAGAAUUGUGUAUGCGAGAUUGACAGACUUCCUUGAGUCCAACUCUCUGCUUGACUCGCUUCAGUCUGGUUUCCGCGCUAAGCACUCUGUGGAAACGGCACUGACCAAAGUAUCCAAUGAUCUACUCACUGCAAAAUCUAGUGGUCACUACUCUAUCCUAAUUCUCCUUGACCUGUCUGCGGCUUUUGACACUGUUGAUCAUCAACAGCUUCUUCUCAUCCUCCGCAAUAUCGGUCUACAAGAUGCUGCUCUCUCCUGGUGCUCCUCCUACCUCUCCCAGCGCUCUCUGUGUUUCUUUCUCUUGCUCUGCAUCUUCUACCCAAGUCCUCUCUGUUGGUGCCCCCCAAGGUUCAGUCCUUGGUCCCCUACUGUUCUCCAUCUAUACUGCCUCCCUUGGUAAACUCAUUAGCUCCUUUGGCUUCCAAUAUCAUUUCUAUGUAGAUGACACGCAAAUCUACCUGUCCUCUCCUGAUCUCUCCCCGUCCCUCUUGACUAGUGUCUCUGAUUGCCUCUCUAUUUCUAACUGGAUGGCUGCCCACUUCCUUAAACUAAACUUGACCAAAACUGACAUUCUGGUCUUUCCUCCCUCAAGUGUUGUUACUCCUGUGUCUGUCUCCCUCCAAGUCAACGGUGCUACUAUCAGCUCCACCACACAGGCUCGCUGCCUAUGUGUUCUCUUUGACUCCGACCUCUCCUUCAAGCCUCAUGUUCAGUCUAUCCCCAAAUCCUGUCAUUUCCAUCUCAAAAACAUUGCGCGCAUCCGCCCCUAUUUAACGCCAGAUGCGACUAAGGUGUUGGUCCAUUCCACUGUCCUUUCUCGCCUUGACUACUGUAAUCUGCUUCUCAGUUGUCUUACGUGCUCCCAACUUACAGUUGCGCCGUUACAGUCCAUAAUGAAUGCGGGGGCGAGGCUCAUCUUCCUGUCUGCCCGCACCUCCCAUGCCUCACCCUUCUGUCAGUCCCUACAUUGGCUUCCUAUAAGAUAUAGAGCUCAAUUUAAAAUUCAGAUUCUUGCUUUCAAAUCUCAGCAUAAUGCUGCUCCCACCUAUCUAUCCUCCCUUAUACACAAGUAUGUCCCAUCUAGGCCCUUACGAUCUGCUGAAGACUUACGUCUAUCUUCUGUCCAUACUCCCACCUCUGUUGCUCACCUUCAAGAUUUCUCGAGGGCUGCACCAUUCCUGUGGAACUCACUUACCUCAUCCAUUAGAUGCUCACCCAGUCUCCACUCCUUAAAAAAAAAAAAAAAUCUUUAAAAACCCACUUCUUCAUAAAAGCGUAUCAAUUAAACUGUUAAUAGCUCCUGACUGCUUCCUUUUCUGCAACUGUCACUAGUCUAAUACUAUCCUUACCUUUUGUGUCAUUUUACCCCACUCCCUCUAGCAUGUAAGCUCAUUGAGCAGGGCCCUCAAUCCCUCUGUUCCUGUGUGUCCAACUUGUCUGGUUACAACUACAUGUCUGUUCGUCCAUUCAUUGUAAAGCGCUGCGGAAUUUGACGGCGCUAUAUUAACAUAAUAAUAAAUCUCAAUGUAUCCAUCCUGGUAAAAAUGUUUUAUAAAUAAUCUAUAAUUGCCUUCAGUAAUUAACUUACUAGUUGUUUUUUUAUGUCUGCAGAGCAGCAUUUUUUUCUCAUAACAGUCUUCACCAUUGUGUGUCAUGUUAGAGAUCUAUGUAUUCAUAUUUCAACUUGCAGAUCAUUAUUCAAAACCUCAGUGUAUAGAGAAAUUGAAAAUUAGUAAUACACUGUAAUGAACAAGGAAUAACAAACAUGGCAUACUGUGUCAGGAUCUCCUGAUAUGCCGGUGUUAGCUAAAUUAAGGCUGGUCGUUACAAAUAGUUGCCACCAGGGAAUAUAACUAUCCCCAAUCAAACAUAUGUCCCAAGGCUGCCAUACGUUUAAAGAAAUCUUAAUCCUAGCAAAAACUAACUUAGGGUGUUACCCAAAUCUCCAAAACAAACACACUAAGCCUAUCGCUACCAAAAAUUAUGUAAAAAUAGAUACAGAAUAGUGAAGCAAUCAAACACACAUUUGAGUUGCUGUAAAUUAUCCAAUAGACAAUGGUAUUAAAAUAUACUGCAAUGCUUCCUCAUGUUGUACAGUACACACAAAAACACAGACAUGCAUACACACGUUUUAUCCUCAAAAAUGCAUUGUUUGGUAUAGAAUGUUGGCUUACCAUGCCUACACACGGUCCAUAUCUGAGAGAAGACAUUGUAAAAGAACUUAAGUAACACUUCAAACUGUUUUAACAGGGAAGCCUUGUGUUUUGCCUUGCAGUGCCUUGAAUAUAUCCUUCGAGGCAAAGAGGAUUACAGAAUGUUGCAUUUUAGUUUUUUUUUUCGGUUUUUUUUUUUUUUUUUUGUUUUCUCCACUUAUAUCCAACAUCUAGAAAGUUAUUUUCAUCUUCAGUUUAACUUAGUGACCAAUUUCCUUAAUAUUAAAACGAAUAGCUUUUGUGUUUUUUUCUGUUUUUUUUUUUACCAAAACGUAGUCUUGAUUGUCUUAUUUUAAAGUGGUAACUUUUUAUGAUUAUGAUUUACUGGGCUUCGUUAUGAAUAGAAAUCAAUAAUAUUUCUGUGAAUGGAGAAGCGGUAAACCUGGGUUACUAGUAUACUUUAGUGAGUCAGAAUACUGUGUGCUAUAUUUGUCAAAAGUAAUGUAUGAAUUUGCGCAGAUCUGCCAAUCCUAUGUGAAGAUAUACGAAAACAUUGCCCAUCACCAAUAUGCAGCACCAAGGCUCUUAACACAUGUGGAAUGAAAAUACGGUCUCUCAGAUAUAUUCUGAACUGACAUUAUUAGAUUUGAGUAUUGGAGAAAGAAAUGUGAAACAUUAGUCUCUUACAUCCAUCCAGGUGCUAUUUUGUGUAUUUUUGCCUUUUCUGAAUGUAUGUGUAUUUUUAGAAUGUUUUUAACAGCUGUUUACAUUUCCUAGAUUGUUUACCAUGGAAAUCCAUACGCACCGCACAACUCUUCAGCAUACCUGAUCUAUGAGAGAGGAGUGGAAAUUGGCUGCUGGGGCAUGUGCAUAAAUGCAAUCUCCUCUUCUCUUUAUUCCUGUAAGUAAUUCAAUCAGUACAUCCAUUCACAUUAAAACCAUACAUACUGCAUAUGCAUUCUUGCCUUGACAACCCCCGUUUUGCAACUUAAUCUCUAUGACCUGAUUUCCUAAUCCACAUGGUAGAUUUAGGUAUGUAUUCAUGUAUCCAAAAGAAAUACAAUCCCCAGUAAUAUGCAGCAAGUUGGAUUGCAUGACAAAAAUCCACCUCAAUAAAUCCAACAUUAAUGUGCAAUGUAUUAAGGGAACACUAUAGUUUUAGUAAGACAAAUGUGCAUUCCCAAUGAUGGUGACCACCUGCAUGGAGAAAUGUCUUUUUGUCUCCUUUUCUCCCUUGCAGCACCGGUGUUUGCGUUUCCCAUCCUGCCUCACAUAGGAAAGCAUUGGGAGGCUAGUAAGCAUGUGGGGCAACAAUCCUCUCCAAUCAGAUGAUCUCUUUAAACCAUAGAUAUUAGUCCGCUAUUUUAUCAGGAGCACUUCUAGUGGCCGUCAUUAAGAUGAUGUGGUCCAUUUAGAGAGCUGUAAGCUUCACAGUGACCCACAGUGUGUAUUCAUGUGCUACAGCUUGCUGCAAUGUUGAAUGUGAGGUACUGUAUACAGGAGUAAAGGUCAGAUUAAUAUUUCUCAUUGAAGUGGUCUGGGUGCACUGUUCCUGCCUCCUUAGUCCCACAAUGUAAAUCUUUGUAAAUUUAGAAAAACUGCAAUAAUUACUUUGCAGCACUAAGACUGCCUCUAGUUGCUGUCAAUCAGAUGGUAACUAGAGGUACUUCCUGGAUGCUACCGGACUCCUGGUCACUUAAAUGACGCUGGACAUUUUCACGCUCUGCACUCGUCCGUGAAAUCCCCAUUAAAUGUUGGAGGAGGUGGAGCGCUGACCUAGCACCGAGGGACAUUGGUGCUCGAUCCAGGUAAGUGACUAAAGUUUUAUUUGAACUCUUUAGCUGUAGAAGGGUUGUAGGGCAUGAGGAAAGGUGGGAGGGGGGUGAGGAGGGCAGAGUGUGUUAUAUUGUUAGGGAUACAGAUCUGUAUUCCUAACUCUAUAGUAUCCUUUUAAGGUUACCUUUGCAGGAAUGUGUCUUACAGCUCUCAAGCAAUACGUUUCAAAAUACCUUCCAACAUCGGUGUCAGAUUUGUACAUGGGGCAUCACUAAUGCCAUAAGGGGUGGUCUGGCCUAAAAAGCAGCAUGUCAAUGCGCCAGUCUGACUGUCCAUCAUGCUGACACAUAUUACUCAUGGUUUUGCAUGGGCAGAGCACUGUUGAAGCACAGGGGCCUUAAGUACAGUUUAUGUAGUGUUAGGAUGUCUUAUGACUAGAGUUGAGCGAACCCAGACUGUAAAGUUCGGGUUCGUACCGAACAUUGUUUUUUGGACCCCGGACCCGAACACUGACCUAUCACUGUAUGUUCGGGUUGGAGUUUGGUGAUUUAAUGGCGCAUUUUCAAAGGCUGCAGGGCAGCCAGUCAACAAGCGUUUGACUCGUAUGCCCUUAGAAGCCAUCACAGCCAUGCCUACUAAUGGCAUGGGUGUGACUGGCUAGUGCAGCAUGUGACCCAGCCUCUAUAUAUAUAUAUAUAUAAAAGCUGGAGUCGCAUAGCGCCGCACACACAUGAGGUCUUAUUGGUGUAGGGAGAGGAUGAUGCCGCUGUGAGGGACAGCUUAGGAGAGAAUUCUGCAAACUAGUACAUUAGAGGAGUGCACUUCAUAAAAAAUUUUAGGUGCUAAAUAGUACAUUUGCGGCCUGCGGUGCAUUUCUUGCAGUCCAAUAAACUAAAAAAAAUUAAAAUAAAUUGUUGACUGUUGGCGGUUACAUUGUCACCUGACAUAAAAUGUUAGUUUGAUGGGUGAACGCAAAGAAUGAGGAGAGCGUCAAAUAAGGGACGUGGCCCUGGUCGUGGUGCUGCUGGUGUUGGUGGAAUUCCUGUUGCAAGGAGAGGACGUGGUCGAUCUGUGCCAGCUACACACACAAGUGAAACACCUUCCUCAUGUGCGAGUAGGCGACAGAACCUUCACCGUUAUUUGGUAGGCCCGAAUACCACUGUACGAAUGGUGAGGCCAGAACAAGUACAGGCGAUAGUAAAUUGGAUGGCUGACAGUGCCUCCAGUUCCUGCACAUUGUCUCCCACCCGGUGCCCUGCUGAAAGCUCAGAGUUGGCACCUGCAGCCCAUGGCCAUCUGUCAAUCACCUCACCCCCUUGCAAAUCACCCAAGCAGUCUGAGCCACAAGCCAUGCAGCAGUCUCUUAUGCUUUUUGAUGACUCUGCUGGCGGGGUGAGCCAUCCAACUAGCCCUGCACCAGAAGUGGAAGGGAUUAAAUGCACUGAUGCACAAUCACUUAUGUGUCAGGAUGUGGACAUGCAAGUACCACCGCAGCACGUCUCUGAUGAUGAAACACAGGUGCCAACUGCUGUGGCUUUUGUCAGUGUGCAGACAGGGUUGAGGAGUGGGUGGAAGAUGAUGUGGAGGAUGAUGAGGUCCUAGACCGCACAUGGAAUGAAGGUCAUGCGAGUGACGUUUCCAGUUUGGAGGAAGAGGCGGUGCUGGCACAGAGGCACCCGCACAGCAUAAGAGGGAACAGGGUGCAAAAGCGGAGCUGCCGUCCCCUAGACGGUACACCUGCUACUGCCCACCGCACCCAGGGACCAUGCAUACCAAAGCCAGCUCCUAGGAGUUCCCUGUCAUGGCAGUUCUUCAGACAAUGUGCUGAUGACAAGACACAAGUGGUUUGCACGCUGUGCAAUCAAAGCCUGAAGCGAGGCAUAAACAUGCUAAACCUGAGCACAACCUGCAUGACCAGGCAUCUACAUGUAAGCACCUCAAAAACCAAGAAAGGUCUCAGGCUCCUCCUGCUUUCUCUUCUGCUGCUGUCUCUGCCUCUUCCUCCACCUCUGGAGUCACAGUGGCACUUGCCACCCUGCAAACAGAGGAUGUGGCAGCAAUGCCAACACGUCUGCCACCGUCCCCAACCAUCUCCACACUGUCCCAUGGAAGCGUUCAGCUGUCCAUCUCCCAAACACUGGAGAGAAAGAGGAAGUACCCCCCUAGCCACCCGCGAUCCUUUGCCCUGAAUGGCAGCAUUUCAAAAUUCAUGGCCUUUAAAAUGCGGUCAUUCUGUCUGGUGGAGACGGAUGGUUUUAAAAUCCUGAUGGCGGUGGCUGUCCCACAGUACGUGGUUCCCAGCCGCCACUACUUUUCCAGACGAGCCAUUCCUUCCCUGCACAACCAAUUGUCGGAAAAAAUCAGGUGUGCACUGCGCAACUCCAUCUGUGGCAAGGUCCACAUAACCACAGAUACGUGGACCAGUAAGCAUGGGCAGGGACACUAUAUCUCUUCUAACUUAUGCUGAUUACUGGGUGGCAACCCUGCAGGAUCCCCGUUACAAGGACAACAUGCCGUCCUUAAUUCCCUCACUGGACCGUGAUCGGCAGAUGCGCAACUACAAGCGCACACUGGUAGACAUGCUGCUGAGGGCAAUCCCAACUGACACCGGUGGCUCAGUGUAAGCACAAGGCGAAGGCAGAGGAGGAGGAAGAGUUCGCCAACACAGCUGGGGGACCGCCAGCACCUCAGAAGGCAGGGUUAGCAUGGCAGAAAUGUGUCAGCACGCCACAACAACCAGCACCACCAUCUGAUAUGGAACGUCUUAGCAGGAGGCAGCAUUUCAGCAACAUGGUGGAAUAGUACGUGUGCACACGCCUACACGUACUGACUGAUGGGUCUACCCCAUUCAACUUCUGGGUCUCCAAAUUGGGCACAUAGCCUGAGCUUGCCCUUUAUGCUGCCUCCUCCUCCUCCUCCUCCACCUACACCACCACAGUGUAUACCCAGAUAUAUCAGAGCUGGUGCAGAAAGUGCGGGCCGUGCAGCGUAACUUCAGCCUUCCCACUCACCGCCUCAUGAGACUGUGUGCGAGCCGCAGCAAGCGAUAAUGGAGUUUCAGCUGCAGCGUGCACGGGUCAGUCGCUCUGCGGAACAGAUUUUUUUCUUUUUUUUUUUCUAUGUCACAAUAUUUUGGGGGCUACCCCAAUUAAAAAAAUAAAUAUAAUUAUAUAUAUAUAUAUAUAUAUAUAUAUAUAUAUAUAUAUAUAUAUAUAUAUUUUCUCCUCCUUUUCUCUCCCCUCUCCCCCCUCUCUCCCUCUCCCCCCUCUCCCCCUCUCCCCUCUCCCCCUCUCCCCCUCCCCUCUUCCCUCUUCCCCUCUUCCCCUCUUCCCCUCUCCCCCCCCUCUCCCUCCUUCACCGCCUCCUCAACCUAUGGGUCACUUAGUAUAAACUAUGUACACAAUAGCAGAGGAUUUUGAAGGCCUUUUCUACAUGCAUCAGGAGUUGAGCAUUUCUCCAUGCAUCAGGACUGCAAGAAGGCCGCAAAUGUUUCUUUUUUUUUUUCUAUGUCCCAAUAUUUUGGGGGCUACCCCAAUUAAAAAAACAAACAAAAAAAAAAACAGUGUUGGCUACCUCCUCCUCCUCCACCGGCGCUUCCACCUACACCGCCACAGUCACCGCCUCCUCAACCUAUGGGUCACUUAGUAUAAACUAUGUACACAAUAGCAAAGGCUUGUGAAGGCCUUUUCUCCAUGCAUCAGGAGUUAAGCUCAGUUUGAACAAUGAAAGAGAAUACCCUGCACUCCAACCCUCUCUCAAAUGGAAAAUUCUGGUGAUCCUCCUGACAGUCAUGCUUUAGAUUUUGAUUUAUGUUCUUCCAAAGCUAAAAUCAAAGAUUCCAUCUAGUGCUAUUUUAUAGCUCAGCUGUAUUUUUUAUUUUUAGGUAUGUUAUGUUAUUUUAAGUGAUUUCUCUAUCCACAUUUGUUUGCAGGACACUUGUCCUACUCUUAACCCCAUUUUACUUCCUUUUGCAGCCCUUGCCAGGACUUUUUAGAGGCAUUUUUGUGGCCAAAAGUUCAGGUCCCUAUUGACUUCAAUGGGGUUCAGGUUCGGGGUCAAGUUCGAACACGAAACUGGACUUUUUUCAAAGUUCAGCUGGACCCGAACAUCCAGGUGUCCUCUCAACUCUACUUAUGACCACUUACUCAGGUCUUUCUUGGUUAUUCACCAAAGUGAGACUUGCUUAGAAUUCAAAGUGAAUUUAAAAUUUUAGUCAAAAUUAGUGGAAUUGAGAAAACUAUCCAAGCCAGUUAUGCUCCCAGAUCAGUUACUGUGGUCUAAAAUGUGAAAUUCACUACGAGUUCUUGACAAUUCUGACUUUAGUGAAUAACUGUGUAGGUUUCUAGUGUCCCCAGCAGAGAACACCAGAGUCCAAAAUAUUCAAGGUAUGGUUUUAGUGUCAUGCAGGGCCAAUCCUAGGGUCACUGGCUGGGUGCAUGAAUAUGUUUGGCGCCCACAGGUGGGCAUGGUUAUAUUGCUAACUCCUACCCUUUUAAAGUAGCAUUUUCAAUAGAAACCAUUCCACCUCUUUGCCCCACCCCUCAACUUCACCAGAUAACAUGUCACCCACUUCCUACAGUGCCACCUUUAUCCCCCAAAAUCUUAUCAAUGCCAUCUUUGUGCCCUGCUUCCCAGUGCCAUUUCUGUUCCUAUAAAUCAUUCCAGUGUCCUCUUUGUCCCAAAAUAGCUAAUCCGCGUUAUCUUUGUGACCAAAUAGCUUAUCAGUGGUCCAGAACCUAAUCUCAGUGGGGGCACUGGUAGUGGGCUGUGGUGGGGUGAUUUGGGCUGUAAUUUAGGAGUUAAGGGUUGUAGUAGGGAGCUAUGAACUGUAGUGGGGGAUGGGGGUUAUUGUGUAGAGGUAGGAGCUAUAGUGGAGGGUAUAGGCUAUACUUGAUGGGUUAGGAAAUGUAGUGGGAGAUAGGGACUGUAGUAGGGGGUUAGGGGCUGAAGUGGGGGAGUGGCUGCAGUUGGGGAGAGGAGCUGUGGAGGAGAGUAUAGGGACUGUAGUAAAGCAAUAGCAGCUGUAGGAGGGGAUAAGGGCUACAAGUGGGGGAUAAGCUGUAGUGUGAGGGAUAGGGGCUGAUAUUGGGGGUUAGGGGCCAUAGUGGUGAAUCGGAACUACACUUGGAGUUUAGGAACUGUAGAGGGAAUAAGACUCUUGUAGGUGGUUAGGGACUGGUGUAGUGUGUAAGGGCUGCAAUUGGGGGUUAGGUGCUGCUACAGGGGGUUAGGUGCUGCUACAAGGGGUUAAGGGCUGUAGUUAGGAGGGUUAGGGGCUGUAGUGUGGGGGGGGAUUGGGCUGUAGUGUUGUAUAGGGGCUGAAAUUAGGGUGUUGUGAGCUGAAGUGAGGGGUUAUGAGCUGCAUUUGGGGGUUAGGGACUAUAAUAGGGCUAAGGGCUAAUAUAAGGGGGGAGGUAGGGGCUGAAUAAAAAAAUUGUUUAUUCCCCCCUCUCUAAUUGCUUAGUUUUGGCCAGGGAGGGAUAUUCUGAUUCCUGGUGGUCCUAGGUGCAAAGUGCAGAGCCCAAUUUGGGGGUAGAGACCAUCACAAGGGGCAGAGCUGAGGAUCCGCUCUGGUGUCAUUCCUUCUGACUGUCCCCAGAUUGAGAGAAAAAGGCAUAUUUCCUAUCCAAAUUGCAGCUAGUUCCAUAAAUCAAUUAUAUACAAAUGCCGCAGUGCUUAACCACAAUGAAACAAACCUAUGACCAAAAAAUGCCAAGGAAAUGGGCACCCAGAGAACUUCUUUAGUUCAAAAAUAAACUUUAUAGUCUGCGUUUUAGACCCAAUCCUGGUCCUUUCCUAAAACUUGAGAAAGAAUUAUAUAAAAUCCUCAACACUUUAUUCUAUUAUGAUGUCAGUCAAUACCCUAUGGAUCUCAUGACUCAUGAAGUUUGAUUCUAAGUACUAUUGAGAGGCAUUUUUAUUUUCUCACUGGGGCAUUGAAUUUUUGUUUUGAUUGACUGUCACUGGUUGACAGUUAAAAUGUCUCAUACUGCAGUUUAGCUAAACGUGACAUCUCCUACUUUAACACUGCUGUGUAAUAUGUACAAGCAUAUACCCAAUUGUAAUCCUCGAGUGCCAAAACAAUAACUUUAGCACACUCUUGGAAUGGAUACAGUUGGCGAUCUCUAUGUUCUAUUCAUUUCAUUGUUAUUUUUCAAAACUUUAAUUCCACUUUAUUUAUUGUGCAUUAUGUUUCAUACAAAGGUUAGCUUCAACCAAGAUAGAUCAAAUUUGAAUUUAAUAAUGAUCUUUACAAUGCAAUUCUAUGAAUAAUAAAAAUGAUGGAUCUGUUAUACUUCCUCUUAGAAAUAAUUUUUGUAGGUAUUUUAAAUAAUACACUAAGUUUUUUGGUGUAUGUUUUAUUUAUUUUCCUAUUCUGAAUGUAUCUUGUAUAUGUUUCAGAUGUUCAGAAAGCACUACUUCCGUACAUUGGACUGAAGGGUCUGUAUUUUGUUGGAUACCUCCUGUUCGGGCUUGGAACUGGAUUUAUUGGAUUAUUUCCCUAUGUUUAUUCCACCCUGGUUUUGUGUUCACUUUUCGGGGUGAUGUCAAGUACCUUAUACACCGUACCCUUUAAUUUGAUAGCUGAAUACCACAGAGAAGAGGAAGUAAGUUAUUUUUAUCUAUUUUUUUAUUUAAACAUGAUAUUUAUUCUAUAUUAUAUAAAUCAGUUGACACAAUGCAACACAAUUGAACCAUGUUCAUCCAAAUCUAAUCCAUGCUUGAACUCUCCAAUACCAUUAAAGCAGAUCCACUGUAUAGCGAAAAAAUUUAGAAAAUGUUUUCCUCGAUCUGUAAGCCACCCCACUUUGAAGCUCUGUUUGCUGCUCCACAGUUCAGAUUUAAUAACAAUCUGAACAUUUUCUGAAUGGAUUCUUCAGGAUUGGAUUUUUAUGCUGCAGUUCAGACACCAGGUGGUGACCCAUCCAUUAUUGACCUGUUUUCUGACCACAGCAGGGUAGGCUGCUAGAAUCAAUAUCACGCCUCCAUCCAUUUACCCCGGUCAUUUUCUUAUAUCCCGUUUAAGUAUAACUACCUAAAUCUGAUAUCUGCUUAAAUCACCAGCAACUUCCAUUUUGAUUGUAACUUUUGUAAUUCUGUAAUUUACGUCUGAUGUCUGCUCAACAUAUUGGCAAUAGUGCUUUCUAAAUUUAGGCAGUUAUACUAAAUGGCAACUAAGAAAAGGACCAAUAAAAAUAGAAAAUUGGAUUAGGAUACCUUAAGUGAGCAUUCAAAGUGAAUUUCAAAUUACAAGGAAUGCUCUAACGUUAGGAAUGCAAACAUAUGUUCCUAACAUUAAAAUGUGUUCCUAGUUAUAUGUUUGGCACCAUAAAUCAUAUUAUUCAUUGGUGAGCUUGUCUUGCUGUAGACCACUGUUCCUCCACUGCUAAAAUCAACAUUGUUGAUGAUCUCAGGCAACCCAUUACUUCCCCAAAGGGAAGCAUUAGGGGCUGUUGCGCAUGUGAAGCAAUUGUAACACAGUGCCCAUCAUCAUCUCCUCAUAGAGAUGCUUUAGUAAAAAGCAUCUCUAUGGGGAGUGUUUAACAUCUUCAUGCAGAGUGUGAAGCCACUGAACGAACGUCCUGCAAAGACUGCAGGAUAUCACCAGUAGGCCUCUCUUUAGUGGUUAUCUAAGUGACCGCUAAAAAAGGUGGCCUUGGGCACAAAUGUAAACACUUUCUCUUCUCAGAUAAAAAGCAGUGUUUACAAUUGUCACCCUGCAGGGACAGGCUCUAAGCACAAGAACCACUACAUUAUGUUGUAAAAUAACUGAACUGAAACAUCCUCUAAUGGUUCUACGACCUUUAAUUGGAAAUUUACUCAAUUUAGUAAAUAACCCUUAUUAUUCUAGCUGGGUCGUAUAGAAGUGGGAACAAAGUGCCUAAAUUUACCCUAGCAACUUGAAAACAGGGCUUUUUAGAGGGGAAAAAAUGCAUCGUAUACCAAAAAAAUGUGGGCAUGAUUUAUGCAAACAAUUAAACAGUGACAUAGUUACAUUAACUUGUUAUUAAUAAAAUCAUAUAUUCUACCUGCUUCAUCUCCUCUACUCUUUGCCUGUGACCGUUUAGAUGUAAAUUUAAUUAAACUUUUUAAAUAUGCAUGCCAGCCUAUUACAAGCCUCAUUUUGCUUAAUAAAUAUUAGAUAUACAAGAGAAUGCUCAUUACUUUAACAGAUACACCUAAAUGUCUUUACACUGUGCGGCUUCCACUCAUCUAGCCUGCAAUGCAUCAGUGUCUCAAGGGAGGAGAAUUCUACAGAAAUAUGUUCUCUAUAAUCACCAUGCAUUAAAUAAGAGUACUAGCUGAGCUCUAAAUUGCUCUCCCUAGUCAGCACUUUGCAUUUAUUUAGUAGCUAGUAGUUAGUUCUUUAGGACAUCAACAUUGUAUAUAUUAUAGGAAUUUAUGAGCAUUUCUGCAUUAAUCACAUGCAUUUUAUUUGUGCCAAUGAUUUCCUGAGGGGCACACUAGGUUCCUUCCAUUUAUUUUAAUAGGCCCCACAAGUGGGGGCACCAAGGAACUCCCCACUUUAUUAAUAUUUUAGGUUCUCCAGUAUGGGGGCAUGAUGAACCUGUGCCAUUGUAUACAUGACUGGGCAACAAUAGUUGCUAGUCGCUUGUCUUUUAGUAUAAUAACGAGCAGCCACUGGCAAGUAGGGGCAGAAGGGAGGAUUUAACCUUCCUAAUACUAAUUAUGAUGGGGCAUGGUAAAGGGUAAUUUAGGAUUCUGUUUUUAAAUAUUACAAGGAGAGAGCUGAGAACUCCCUCCUUGUACUAAAUGAAGAAACAAAGUAAUAAAUUGCAUAGAAAAAAUUCAUUGUUACUUGCAUUCAUCCACCCUUCUUUCUGAAGAAUUGAUUAAUUUCUGAAAAUUUGGAUGAAAAUAAAUAAAUAGCUGCCUAGUUUUUUAUGCUGUUUACUAAACAUGCCCCAUACUCACGGCAUGGUGGGUAGGGACAGAAGGGGGAUGUAAUUUACUAAUACAAAGUAUUUUCUGCUUAGUAUUGGCAAAUUUGUCGAAAAGUCCAAAAAGGGCUUUUUGUAAUUUUGUAUCUUUCCGCUUCUUAGUAUCUCCUUAAUCCUUAUCUGGGAUUGCCAUAAGGACUCCAAAUAAAGGACCGAUCUACUAAAAAGCUUCCUAAUUUGCUACUCUUAAAUAAAGCAUUCUCACAAGGGUACCAAUUUAGGGUGUUAUCUGCUAAUUGGCUGUAAAAUGUAGCCACUGCAAGGAUUGUGGAAUUUAUUUGAAAUCAAAAUCCAAAACAUAUAUAAUAAAUUUUGUCCGAAAGCAAAUUAAUAAAUGACAUUUUGUUCAGACAAAACAAAAAUGUUGGUGGUGCCCAAAUCUAAUGAUUUCCUGUGUGCUACACUAUUUGGUUCUUGUAUUAAUAAUAAUUAAUAUUAUUGAUUUUUAUAUAGCACCAGCUUUGUUCUGCAGUGCUUUACAAUAAAAUUCAAGCCUUCUAUGAGAGAGCACCCUAGCUUAUCUAAAUGUUUUAGAGCCACAUGGUAUAAGUAAGCAUUGGUUUAGUAUUUAUUCCCCUCAUUAAAUAGGUAUGUGCGUUAUAUAUAUUUAACCUGAAUUUUGCAUUUUUUGCAGAUUACUGUUAGUUUUAAAGACAUAUACAUUUGAGUACAUUAGAAGCAAAUGUACAAGUUGAAAUUCAUAACAUUUACAAAAGCAUUGACGUACAGUAAUCUCGAUAUUUGUUUUUCUUAACAAUUCAAAUUCUAUAAAGUAUUAGAUGAAACCAUGAAGAUAUGGUAAAACGUACAUGAGUUGUAACUCCAGUAAUACAAAAUACACAUAUAUUCUCUCUAAAUAAAACAAAAAUAUGGAAACAUUCUUAGAUUAGAGUUUUAAGAUGAAUGUGUUUUUCUCACUGGGAUCAAAGUAGCAUAAUUUGAAGAGAUGCCAAAAAUAAUCAUUUAAUGACUGGCCACCAGUCUUUUUUUUUUUUUUUUUUACUCCUUGGGUGCUAUGGGUACAUUGAGCUAAACCAAUUUGGCACUACUCCUAUCAGAUUGUCUGUAAUUUGUCUCUGAGUUCAGGAAUUCCCAAUUGGCCCAAAUUCGCAGUUGGCCUGAAACUAAUCUCCAAGUGUAGAGAAAAUGUGCUCAUAAAGAUGUGCAGUUGUGCUUAUGGUGGCAUUGCAAUAGUUAACGAGUAUGGUGGCUGAGUUGGCAAAAAUCAAAGCUCUCUGACUUGUAUUUCAGUUAUCCACUUUCUUCUUUUGAAAGAUACUAGCUGAAGUAUAAUGCAAUGUCCCUAUUAACAGUUUUCUGUGAACCUCACAGAAACCGAUCAAUUUAAUGAGACAUCUCAAAUGUGUGAUCUUGGCUGUGUGAUUAAAAAAAAUUCACUAUUUUCACUUUAGCCUCCUUAACCAAUUUUAUAUCCGCUACGCAUUGUUUCUUUGCCAUGGGUAGGCAUGUAAUCAUACUCAAUAUUGCUUCAGAUUUAAUCCAUCAAAAGCUGAAAUGAGUUACAUACAAUGAUCAGCCACAACAUUAAAACCACUGAUUAUAUUGUUUCAGUGGCAUCUGUCAAGAUGUGAGAUAUAUUGGGCAGCAAGUAAACGGUCAGUUCUUGAAUUUCAUGUGUUGUGAACAGGAAAAAUGGUCCAGUGGAAAGAUCUACGUGACUCUAAAAACAGCCAAAUAACGAUGGCUACAUGACUGGGUCAGAGCAUCUUCAAACAGCAAGUCUUGUAGGGUGAUCCUGGGAUGUAGUGGUUCAUACCUACCAAAAGUGGUGCAAGGAAGGACAACUGGUGAAUGCUCACUAUGGGAAGAUGGCAGUUUGGUGUUAUGUUCUGGGCAAUGUUCAGCUGGGAAAUCUUUGGUCCUGGCAAUCAUGUGGAUGUUACUUUGACAUGUACCACCUACCUAGAAAUUGUUGCAGACCGUGUACAACCCUGAUGGCAGUGGUCUCUUUCAGGAGGCUAAAGCACCCUGCCACACAGCAAAAAAUGUUCAGGAAUGAUUUGAGGAACAUGACAAAGAGUUCAAGGUGUUGCCUUGGCCUCCAAACUCCCGAGAUCUCAAUCAGAUUGAGCAUCUGUGGGGAUUUACUGGAAUAGCAAAUCUGAUCCAUGCAGGUCCCACCUCACAACUUGCAGGGCUUAAUGGAUCUGCUGCUAAUGUCUUGGUGCCAAGUAUCACAGGAAACAUUCAGAGGUUUUGUGGAGUUCAUGCCUCAAUGCAUCAGAGCUGUUUUGGCUGCAUGAGGGACACCUACCAGAUAUUAGGUAGGUGGUUUUAAUGUUGUGACUGAUCAGUGUACUUUACUUAGAAUAUCAGAUCUGUUAUCUUCUACUGUACCUUUUUUUAGCUAUUUUAUUAGACCACUGAUUUUAUAAAUGUAUCAGUAUUCAAAUCUUGAGCUGUAAGCAGACCGUAACUCUAAAGUUCUAUUGCAUGUGUGUGUUUUUGUUUAUUUUUGCGACAUUUAUUAUGGAUUUGAAAACGUUUUAGCUUAUAUUUUAUUUUCACUUCUUAUAAAUGUGUAUAUUUUUCUAUGUAAACCUAGAAUAUUUAGCUCAUAUGUACAUACUCAUGUAAUCCAAAUGCAAAUAAUGUUGUUUUUAAGCAGAAGGCCGGCAUAGGACAGUGGGUAAAUACAAAUGGAGGUGACCAAUGAUUAAACUCUGGUGCCAUAACUCCAUACAUUAGAGAAAAAAAAUCUCAUGAUAUUCUCCUUUAAAAAAGCAUGUUUGCUUCAAUCACAAUACCUUGCUUGAGUUUCGUUUGAGAGUUGUUUCUGAAUUUUGUCUGUUAUUAGCUGUGGGUUUUUUCAACAUAAUUACAACCCAACAAUGUCUUCACCUUUGCUAAUUAUAGUGCUGCUGAUGUUAGAAACUAUUAACUCUAAACUGUACUUUUGUUGAGAUUGAUAAAUUAUCUGAUUUCAAGAUCAAUAUACAGAGAUUGCGAGGUUUAUGAGAAAUAAAAUGACUUUUUGCAGGCUUUGGAAUUGCAUCACAAUAGAAAAUAGGUGAUCUGUGACGUUACCUUGUUUUCCAAAUUGCAAUUGAGAUCUGUAUGCGUUCCUUUAAGCUGUAUGUGUUCCUUUUAAUGUUCAAAGCAGUCAUUUUGAGUAUAGUGGACAUGGGUAUUUGUAGUGAACAAUGAUCAAUUUUGCCAAAUUACAUUCGUUCAAAGGGACAGCGAACGUUAGUUAUGUGUCAGGAGUGCCAUGGCACUCUCACAGAGUAAAUAGGCAAGCCGUUUAAGAAAUAUUUUCCAACUUAACUGGGGUCUUCCACAUGCCCGUCGCAAACUUCCCUUUUGCCAGAAGCUCUAGAGAUCUCAACAGUUUCUUUGAGCGAAGUCCUGCUGUGCAGAGUCAGCUUGUUUGCGGAGUGUGUCCGCUUAGCAUUCUCAGCCAGUGAGUGUGGCAUUGCAUGGCUAGACCUUGCUCAGUGUCAGAGCUUCUGAAAACAGAGUUGGCGGUGGAAGUGCCUAGCAGAUCCUAAAUGCAAGCCAAGACACUCUUGAAUGCUUAGAGUAAGUAAUCAAGGAGGACAAAGCUCUCUGCACAAUAACUACUGUAGCUUUAAUCAAUUAGAAGACAUCAGUAGAUGUUUUUGCAAUCCAAUAUGGCGAGGUGUGUAGUUUUUGUGCUGUUCAUGCACAUUACCAAGUUUGGUCAUUUUUGGUAUACACAUUUAAUUUGCUGAAAAGCAUUCUAGUGGUUAUCAGGUCCUUUUUUUGGCAUGGUAUACUUUCUAAAUUGUGUAAAAAAACAAAACAAAAAACCCAACCCCCCCUCCCCCCCCCCAAAAAAAAAAAAAUAACCAAACACCUUUUCACUAGACUCCAUAGUUCCUUCAAAGGUGAAUAUUCAGCAAUGACAUACCUGAGAAUCCAAGAGUGUUAUUUACUAAAGAUCAGGAACCUGGGUCAAUUUAGGACCUAGAACGAUUGAGGUGUUUAUUCUAGACAAUUUGCAUUUUAGUAGACCAGAGAAUUAUUUUUCCACCUUUAAAAUUAUCAACAAUGCAGAAUAAAGACCAUGGGCUGGACUCAUUUGACCAGGACUACUGCGUUUGGGAAACUUUCAGUGCAUUUGAAUUGGGUCUAAGACUGCAAGGUUGGACUCUUUACCAACCUUGAAGGCAAAUUGCUGCCAUAAGAUGAGGCUAUUAACAAGAAGUGACUAGAGAACACCCACAGGUUUCCAAUGUUGUCACUGUUUCUUAGCCCCUUAAUUGUCCAAAUUCUAAUCAAAACAAACCCUAGAAUUUGAAUGUGUAAGUUCAAUCAUAAUUUACAUCUUUCAUAUUAGGUGAGCUCACACAUACUAUAUAUGUUUGUUCAGGAGAAACUCCUAUAAUUGUAUCCCUACUAGCAUUAGGACAUUCAUUGUGUCAUACUGUUGAGUACAUUAUUUUUGUAUCCUCUAUUUUGACACUGGGUGUUGUGUAUACUAAAUAGUCGUUUAACUUCUAUUUAUUCAUAACUUAUAUUUCAAGGUCAAAAUACACCUUAUGUAAAUAUACACCUACCAUCUAAAGCUUGGAAGCACCUAUACACCUACUGGUAUCCCGUAUUUAUCUUUUGUGAAUACUGUUGGCUUUUACUGCCAAAAUACACAUUUGUGUUCAGCAAUGUCUGACUAGUACAAUACCCCCCAUGUACAGAUUUUAGGGCUUUCCAUUUUCCAGUUUUUACACGUUGAUAUUUCCCAAAUUAGUUUGCUGCUAUGUUGAGACCAUAUAACAGGCCAGGAAUGAACAUUAUCCCUAUCAUUGCAUACCAUUUGCAAAGCAGACAGUCCAGAGUAUUCAAAAUGGGAUAUGUCCAGUCUCUUUUAGUACCCACUUACUCACAUACCCUGGCCAAAGUUAGCAUUUAUAUUUUUUAUUUUUUUUGUAUUUUAAUUAAUUUAUUACUUGGGCAUGUGUGUGUGUGUGUGUGUGUGUGUGUGUGUGUGUGUAUAUAUGUAUGUAUGUGUAUGUGUGUAUAUAUAUAUAUGUGUGUGUGUGUAUAUAUAUAUAUAUAUAUAUAUGUGUGUGUGUGUGUGUAUAUAUAUAUAUAUAUAUAAAUAAUUUUUUAAUUUCCAUGUUGGAGGACUCUGACCACACAGGCAGUCCCCACUAUUGCAGGCAGUGAUUUAGUCAGCCAAUCCAGCUGUGUUUUUGUGAUGUCAUAGUGAUCACAUGGCCUGGAAGGGCCAGAUUGACUGCAAAAGGACUGCCUGGGUUGUCUAGCAGUCCCCCCAAUCACGAUCACUAGGAAAGUAUGCAGACUCUGAUGGGCUUCAAACCUUUACGGCGUACUAUGCUGCAGUAACAGCGUUUAAAGCCACUUUGUGCAGGAUGGCAUAGUACACUGUAAUGCUGUUAAGGGGUUAAUGAAUGACUGCCUGUAGCAUUUGUUUGCAAUGAUAUUGACCAAUCACAGACGAUCCACUUGCUGGUAAUGCAUCGUACACCCAGUGUGUAAAUAGUCACCAUAGCAACCACAUCUUGCCAGUAUAAAAGGUACACAUUAAGUAUGCUUUACUCUGUGAUUAGUCUUCGUGUCUGUGUAUACAAUGUAAUUAAACUGUGUUUUUGUGCUAUGCCAUUUUGUGGAUUGUUAUAAAUUUACAUGACACAUGCAUUUUACUUACAGAGUGAAUAUUUAAUGUUUAUAUCAUGUUUCUGCCUUUUCUGUAAAUUUGUUAGUUUAAUAUCGUUUUAAUAUGCUUUGAAAAGUGCUUCAGGUUUCAAUAUAUAUGUCUAUAGGUAACGUAUUGUUUUCUAUAGGAAUCAUAGGGACCUAGCUUUUAACAAUUGGCAAUUAUAAUUUCCAGCUCAAAGAGAAAUGAAAGACUGUAAGACUAGUUGAUUACAGUCCAAACUAAAAUAUCACAAAUAAAACAUUUCAAUCAGUUUCUUUAAAUGCACGAUACAGUAAUUCACAACCUGUUUUUUAAAAUAUUUACCCCAGGUUGUCUGUUAAUUUUUUUUAUUUUUGAGCUGUUUGUAUUCAGUGGCCAAUAUUAUUGUUGAUCGUAAAUGUUAACUUUUAGCUUUGAAAUGUAAAAAUUCAAAAAAAAAAUUCAUGUUUCAAACCGAAGCUCCUUGUAAUUAGAGAUGUCUCGAACCGUCCGCGAACUUCUCGCGAACGGUUCGCGGCGGUCCGUUCGCGGCGAACUCUGUUCAGCUGACACAUCCCGGCCAAUAUCCGGCUGACCCUCCCUCCCAGACCCUCCCACCUCCUGGACAGCAUCCAUGUUGAAGCUGCCUUCAACAUGGAUGCUGUCCAGGAAGUAGGAGGGUCUGGGAGGGAGGGUCUGCCGGAGAUUGGCUGGGAUGUGUCAGCUGACCGGAGUUCGCCGCGAACGGACGGUGGCGAACUGUGGCGAACCAUUCGCGAGAAGUUCGCGGACGGUUCGCGACAUCUCUACUUGUAAUAUGUGACUAGUAACUACCAAACGCAGAUUCGAUCUUGUUAUGAACGGUUCUGGUAAAAUCUAGACAAAUCUGUCAUUACUAAUUUAUCCCCAGGAGGGAUAAGCCAAAUGGCAAAUGAUUUAGGUAAACUAGAAAAAUGGUCAGAGCUGUGGCAACUGAACUUUAAUGUGGAUAAGUGUAAGAUAAUGCAUCUUAGACAUACAAACCCAAUGGCAGAAUAGAGAAUAUUUGAUAGUCCUAACCUCAACAUCUGAGGAAAAGGAUUUUCGGGUGAUUAAAGGUAGGCAACAAUGUAACAGAGCGGCAGGAAAUGCUAGCACAAUGCUUGGUUGUAUAGGGAGAGGUAUUGGCAGUAUUAUAGGGAAGUGCUCAUGCCAUUGUACAGAACACUGGUGAGACCUCACUUGGAGUAUUGUAAGUAAUACUGGAGAUCGUAUCUUCAGAAGGCUAUUGAUACUUUGCAGAGAGCUAAGAGAAGGGCUACUAAACUGGUUUAUGGAAUACAGUUUUCAUGGUUCUGAUCAGGUCCGACAAGAGACUUAUGCUGAGUUUGACUUGUGGUUAUUUGAGUGUUUGUUUAGACAUGGUUAAACAAGAAAAACAAUAUGAGUAACAUGAUGUAUAGUGAAGAAGAAAUAAAGACAAAAGGAAGAAGGUAGAACCUAUGAACGGAGUUACAGGUAAGUAUAUUAAGGGAUAACAGAAAACAAGAGUUUAGGCAAUAAGCCCCAGACAGGAUUAUAAAGUAACAGGAAAACCUAGAAGAGAAAAUUAUAGGUUGGAGAAAGAAGAUGAACCCAUAAGUGGAAUUACAGGUUAGCAUUUGAAUAAGAACCUGUAAGCAGAAUUAUAGGUUAGAGUUAAUAAAAGGAACAGAAGUGAAGGUUUAGGCAAUAUGCCCUAAGCAGAUUUUAAGUAACAGGGAUACAAUUAGAUAGAACUAAACAGGAACAUAAAGGAUAAAGUAAUACAGGUUAAGUUAGCAAUUGAGGUGAUCAGUCUCUUCACUUUGAAAUCAGAAAUGGGUUUAGAUUGUUAUAAUUAGGGUCUUUUAGGAUACUUGCAAACAAUAGGAAAGCCUGUAAUAUCCAUGUAUGUACGUUGUGGGCAUUGGAUGAUAGAUUCCCUUCACCCAACCAUAAAACCAUAACUUACCCCAAAUAACGACAGACACAACUUCUUGAAUAUAACAGGCCACAGCAUUUAUUAACACAACCAAAUAUUGUAUAACUCCUUUAACGUAUAAAACGUACAUAAGUAUCAUAGAUUAACAUAAAUAACUUGCAUAAAGUCAUACAGUAACCGAAAAACAUCCUUGCCAAUCUAAGUCCCUCUUCCCAAAGGCUCUCACCUCCUCCCCCCUCCCCCCUCGGCAUAAUAAAAAUCCUCUUCCUUUUGGGCUCCCCACCAGCCGGCUUUUCGCUCAGUGGGGCCCAACCAUAAUGCUCCCCACCAGUCGGCUUUUAACUCAGUGGGGACACGUCCAACCUGGUACCCCUUAAGGUUCACCAUAAGAGACAGGGAGAGGAUGAGACCCGGCCAUUAUCCCCCUUAUUCAUCUAACCUGCAAACCAUCUCUCCUUUAUUUGGCAAGGACAUGCCCCUGCCUCGCUGUGACAACACCCCAGGCCUAAAGCACAAAGGGAGGGUGGGUGGGAUACUGUUGCUGGCCUGGCUCCUAAGUGGCACUGAGGUCAGUCUGAUCUGUCACCACCCACUUCCUCACAUAUCACAUUCCCACACAUAACACAUGGCUAAUCAUGCUUCAUCCAUUCCCACACUCAUACAUGUGCCCUUGUCCUCUAAGCUGUGCACUCUCCCUGUGGCCUGGGAGGUUGUGUUGUUUUAGCUAGGAGAACUGUAGGUAGCAACCAAGCAAUAAAGGUACCAAAUUCCAGAAUAAACUGAAGCAGGUUAGUCGGAAUAAAUCCGGAUUGUAGAGUAGAUCAGGAUGGUUGAAAGUAAGUAAAAGUAGAGCAGGUUUUCUUCAGUAAGAGCCAGGAGCAGAAGACUUAUCAGGUUCAGAACAAUAACUUCUCUCAAUGGAAAGGCAACUCCUUUAGUUGGGUGUGGCAUUUUAUAGCACAUUCAGAAGAUCAGUUUAGGCAGGUGUGAGAGACUGUGCUUUGACUAGUGGCUAGAGAGGCCACUAGUGGUGAAAACUGGUACUGAAAAAAAUAAAACAGAAGAGAAAAAACAUUGAGUUGUCUGUAUAGGAUCCUGACAACAGGAUAAAACUUCCAGGAAAGGUUAAAGGAACUUAACAUGUAUAGCUUGGAGGAAAGACGAGACAGGUGAAUAUGAUAGAAACCUUUAAAUAAGUAAGGGGAAUCAACACUGUAAAGGAGGAGACUAUAUUUAAAAGAAGAAAAACUACCACAACAAUAAGGCAUCGUCUUAAAUUAGAGGGACAAAGGUUUAAAAUAUCAGGAAGUAUUACUUUACUGAGAGGGUAGUGGAUGCAUGGAAUAGCCUUCCAGCUGAAGUGGUAGAGGUUGACACAGUAAAGGAGUUUAAGCAUGCGUGGGAUAGGCAUAAGGCUAUCCUAACUACAAGAUAAGGCCAGGGACUAAUGAAAGUAUUUAGAAAAUUGGGCAGACUAGAUGGGCUGAAUGGUUAUGUGUCUUCACUUUCUAUGUUUCUCAAUAAUUGUCAUUCGUUUAUGUCUUAACUUUUGUUUCAUUAGAUGUGCAGAAAUUCCUAUUGGCCACUCACCACUCUUUAACUUAUUAGAGCACUUUAUUCUGCAAUUGGUCCCAAUUUUGAAGACAAUACCUGCAAUUCAGACAAUACAAAGGGCAGAAUUUGCAGUUUCUACAUGGAGUCCUAUCACCACAAAGCAUAAAUGCUUCAGGCAAACAUGAUGAUCUGAAACAUUACUAUGGUAGCGCUGUGCGUAUGCCAUACACACUGCCCAUUAUGCAAUAUAUAGUUCAGCACUUGGCAGAAAUUCUGUUAAUCUAAAACUGGGGUCUCAAACAACUUGUCCUUGGGCAAUUUACAGCCCCUGAAUAUCUUCUUGUAGCUUGUGCGUUGGUUUCCUGUGUCUGAAGGGACAACCCAGAAUGUAACCUGUUGGCUGUUUACCCCCGUCCAAGUAGCAUUGCCUAGUGGUGUCCUUGCAGAGUGUAUCUGUGUGUGUGAUAUUUAUGUAUUUAUUUUUUCUUCUGUCUAGGAGUAAGUGUGUGGUCAUCUGGAAUUACAGAUCUGAAGCUCCCAUGAGAGUAGAUAACUUGGCCAGUAGUCUACAGGCAAAUUGAGGUUGAGACCGCUGAUGUAAAGACAUGGGUGGAAACUGAUGGUCAAGGAAAUUAAAGUCACAACUAUGUUUCCCUUACCUUACCAACUGCUUAAUAAAUAUGUUUACACAAAUAGAGCUAAUUCUGGAUAUAGAUGUGCACAUCCCUAAAGCUGGCUCGAACAUACAAAGUUGUGAGAACCUGUCAGAUGGGGGUGGGGAGGGGCAGUGUUUUAAUAAACUAGGUGUGAAGGGUUAAUACAGCAUGACCUAAAGUUAAUUCCAUAUGUAUGGAUUUUAUAAACCUAGGUUAAGGGAAUACUUGAUAUUCAAUCAAAGACUUGGUUUCACAUUGUGAUUUAUCUAGGGUUGGACCUAGAGCUUUGUUACAUAGUGGUUUUAGUAAUGGCUUAAGUAAAUAUGUGGGAGAGGCCAUAACAUUUACCCUUGGGUUAAAGCCCCUUGUGUCUCUGCCACCUGACACCCCAGAGAGCCCCAGUGGUACCAAUAUCAUAUCCAGCUCAUAUCCCUUACCCAUAAAUACCAAAAUUUCAAACUGAUAAAGAGGGGCUAUAACUUUAGAAAUAUAAAUGGGCAGUUCUGAAAACAUUUGGGUAACUUACUAAAUACAAUAUUUACAACUAAAAUGCAAUUUAGAACAAGUAAAAUGUGUCUUUAAACUACAAUAAAUGUGUUUAGAAAUCAGUUUGUGUAACAUCACUAUCCGUAUUAUUACCGUGGGGCUCUGUUAAAAAUUCAGACAGACCAAGAAUACAAAGCUUUUACAAAAUGGGGAUUUUCAGAUUUAAAAGACAAGAAUGACCGUAGAAUUGUAGAUCUAAAUAAGGACACUUGUUUGGUUUGUUUACCCACACUAACCCAAAGUGCCUCUUUCCUGUUUUCUAAUUCUAGACCAUAAAAUGCAUAAUAAUAUACAUUUCUAUUCCUGUCAUAGCCCUGCAGGAUCAGAGUUGUGCAAGGCUUCUGUGAUGUUUAUGUUGUCAGUUGUAAUCAACCAGCUAGGGGUCUGCCUGUUGCUCUGUGCUGAUGUAUUUGAUAAGGUACAAUUGCUCCUCUUUCAUUUUAUAGCUUUCAUGGCCAGGAAAUGAGGCCCAGUCAUUCAUUGAAAAUAAUUUGUUACACUUUCCAUCUUCUCUCUAAUCAAUGGCAUUGGACAUCAUUUAUUUGUGUUUUCUCUGUGCACAUGCUGUGCUAAUCAGUCUCCCUGCAAAGGACAAUCCCUCCUAAUGAUAACUAGACUGCAUUACUGUCAGCAAGCUGUACACUCAGAGAAAAUGGAUUCGGUCUGUGCUUGAAAUCUGUAAAGUGUAAUCCGUGGGAUUAGGUGCCAGUGUAAUUAGUUUGCUAGAUGAAAUUAAAUAAACUCUCCUGGGAAGACUACCCACUGCUGGUAGCGUUUAGGGAUUAAUACUGUAAAUUUAGUUAGUGGUUUUCUAUUCACUCACGCAGCAUGUAUCUACAUUUAUGAGAUGAAGUUAUUUUAGGUGUAUAAGUACCCAAAGCAAAGAGAACAUUUUCCCAUUUAAUGAUUGUCCUUAGGAGCCAUUUAUGUCUAAUAUAUCUUUAUAUUUUGUUUGAUUAAAAGAUGCUAACAUUUUAAUUGUAUCCUGUUUAAAUAUAUAAUGAAUUAAAUACAAUAAUACCAUUUUUUUCUUUGUGGUUUCUGCUGUGAGCUUUGACAUUAUUUUAUGGGAUAUGCCAAGCACCAUAACAACCUAUGUUCCUGGUGCAAGGGGACCCUUGUUCAUGUGUCCCUACAGUUCCUAACAGCAACACUGCAAAAACCGCUGUUGCUAUAAAAUUGUCCCUUCAUAGCUCUUAUGUCAAGGGGGGAUUUUAUUCUUUCUUUGGCUAUCCAGAUAUUUCAUAGCAUUCACAUCUCCGUAAAAUGUGUAGGGGUGGUCAAUUACCUGAUAGCAGCAACAUUCAGGUUGUUCUAAUCUGUAGUUCCAGUCACUAGAUCUCGUAAACAGAUCCACAAUGGUGGCCUAAACAAUAUAUCCCAAAAUUAUACACAGAACAUUUAUGGGGUAAGAUCACUGAUAAAGUCUUGUAAUUAAUAAAUAAUUUUAAUUUGGUUUACAAAGUUUAAAUGUAGAGAGUGGCUUGACUCCAAUUUGUACACCAAUGAUUUUCUAUGCCAGUAACCCAAAACACCCAUUUAAUGUCUACAAAUGUUCUGAAAAUGACAGCCUCUCCUUCUCCUUCUAAACCGUAUUGAAGUCUUUAAAGAUCAUACCAUUUCUAAAGUCAGGGAAGGGAGUAAGUUGGUUCUCUCAUAUGUCACUAUAAAACUUCUUAAUUAACGUCAUAUUGAAGAAAUAUGAUUUAGCUUUCCUUGGAAUUAUAUUCAAAUGCAGACAUUCUUUUUACGCAUGGAUGGCAUUUUCAAGGCUCAUUAACGACCUUGUUGCCAUUUUUUUUGUGGCUAGCUGCUACUCAUUAACAUUUCUGUCACUGUUAGGAACGGCUAUUUAAUUUCAUUUUGCUAAAUUUCACAUGUAGUGACGGGCUGCCGCUACAGAAAGCAAGUUGCUAAGCAAGUCUUGUUCCCAUCCUUUUGCUAAUUUUACUGGCCCUUUGCUAUAGGCCACACAGGGUGAAGUGCGCAUGCUGUAACUCAGCCCCCUUCAUGCAUCAGCCAUGAGACCACCAAGUGGAUUCUGUGCUGAGAGUGUGGCACAAAAGAGAGUUUAUAACCAGCUCAGGACAAAAGGAGGGGAACCAACCUGGUUUCGUUUAGAACAUAUCCAACGUUUUUGCAUCUGUAAUAAAUGGGACACCAGAGCACAAAAGCAAAGGGACUAGGAGAAAGUGUUGUGCAUGCUGUUUGUUGUGGUUCAGAUGUGUGGGCUGGCUGCCUGUGGUGUGUUUGUGGGGGCAAGGGGAGGGAGGGCUGCUUGUAGUAUUGUGGUUUUAUUUUAUUUUUUGGGGGGAUGCUGCUUGUGGCGAUGCAUGUGUGGGGGGGAUGCGGCUUGUGGUAUUGCGUGUUUGUGGGAUGCUGCUUGUGAUCUUGCAUGUCUGUGGUGCUAGAUAAGAAAUCAGAAUGUUGCCAUAUUAUCUCUCUGCAACACUCUGACCCACUACAAAAAGCAAUGUCCCUAGACGUCAUAGCGGCCCACUGAGCAAUUGCCCGAUGGCUUGUACAAUGUCAUCAGGGCCUCCCAUCAGCUGGCUGUGGCUUUCCCCUCUGCUAGGGAUUUCCAUUUAUGCAGAUGCCAGAGGGGUAGCUAUGGGUGGCACUCUACCUUGGUUUGUAGCAUUAUAUUUUAAUUCAUAUUCUUUAAUGAUUCAUUCUCUUUUUUUCUAAUAGCUACGUAAUAGCUUAUUUUCUAAUAGCUACGUACUGAAGACCUUGGUUUCACAUACAUUCUACUCCUUCACCUGUGUGGUAGACUUAAAGAUAUAUUUUAAAUACUCAUUUAUUUAAAAAAAAAAAAAAGCAUCUUAAUGCAUUAUUCAAUUUUUUUUAAAUAUAUUUUUUUUAUGGGUUUUGUAAUAAAGGUUUUUGUGCAACGUUUUUUCCUUUCUACUUUCCUUCCAUUGUUUUGCGUUAAUGUUUAAAAUGUAUGGCGAUCACUGUGGGAUAUGGCUAAUGGAAGUUGCUCAGAUCCUUUUUAAAUGAGAUAUCCCAUUGACUUUAACACACGUCUUUUGUACUAAAAUGUUCUUCUCUGCAGUUUCUUUCUGAUUGUAAAGGACAAUCCGCUGAAGGGUAGGUAGUUUCAAUUUUAAAUUUAAGAAAUAUGGACAAUGAUUCUUUUGACCACUAGCAGUUAUUUAAGCCAGUUUCAAGUUUUCUACCCAGCAAGCUACAUUAUGCUGAGAACGCUUCUUACAGUUCCUUCCUUGAAAUGUAACAAUGGGUCAUUCUUGUUUUGUGCUCUGUUUAGGUGACAAUGGAAUUGCAAAAGAAAGUUGUUGGGUUUUUUUUUGUUUUUUUUUCCUGGAUAUCAGAUAAAUACAAAGCAGAGAAAAUAUGUUUAUUACAGUAACUUAAAAUUUAAAGAUCUGGGUUGGGUAUUAGAAAGAUGGUUCUUUUAGGCAGAUUUUUGAAUGCAGGAGGGAGCAGGGCACUAGUACCAUGCAUAGAACAACAAAGCUUCACUCAGUGUAUGGUUUACUUUAAAGGGGUGAUGUCAGUCUGGCCACCCACCAAUUAUGGACGGACCCACCUGUGUGGCACAGGAACGUAAUGACAGUGAUAACCGGUCCACAGAACAAACUCAAUAGACCAUAUAACCAAUGUAGAACCUUGUGGCGAUUGCACAGAUCUGCCUCCAAGCCAAUAUGUUUGUGUUCUAUACCAACCAAAUGUGUGAAUGGUGUCUCCGGUACUUAAAAGAUGAGUUUUCAGACUUGGGUCCACAAUCUUUCAACAUCGUUUGUAUGGGUUCUUUCUUGUUACCUUUAUACAUUUUAGAGAUCAUGUUAACAUUAAGUCAAUUGUCAGGGAAAUUAUGUCUGAACGAGAGGUUACAGUGUGGAACUUAAGGGAUGUAGAAUCAAGGGAACUGUAAAAUACAUGUUUGUUUGUUUUUUAAAUUACAUUUUAAUUGAAUUUAUACCUGUGAGAGAAAAAGGUCAAUGUGUCAGGGCCUGUACUGUGUAAAAAUGUUGACAUUCCUGGAAUACAUUACUGUUCUUAAAUAUUCCUAGAAUAUGUUACUGACAAAAUCAUGAUCAAAACACAUUUCUAGCCUUGAUUGCUUCAGUAUUUGUGUUCUCUGUGGUUCCAUUGCUAGCUUAGAGAUUUGUAUUUUAUUUUUCAUAAACUGCUUUCUGUGCAAAAACAGACCUGUAACCAAAAAUUGGGGAAAAAACCCCAAAACAAACCACACCAGUUUUAAAAGAAACAUUCCUUAGGGAACUGUAGAAGAACAGCAUGUUUACUACCUGCCCAUCUCUGGAUUAGGAUCAUGCACCAUCCCUAAUGGGGAGGAAAAAAAAAAUUGUAGGCUCUGCUGUUUUACAUCAAUAACGUACUCUACAUUUUCUCAAACUCCUGCUACUGGAUGCUCCCAAAGCUCUCUUAACGAUUGAACGGUGUGCUGCCUCACAAAGAGCUGUAAAAUAUGUAACUUACAACAUCAUUUAUGUUACUUUGUGAUGGUAUGACCCCAAUAACAGCUCUCUGCCGCUGUUGUCCUCGUUCGUAGCAUCAGGCCAGAUAAAUAUAUCUGUAAGCAGUAGAUCCUGUAAAAUCAGAUUAUAAAAAGAGACCACUCAUGAUGGUAAAAAGGUGGCGGCUAUGCUAUAGUUCUACAUUACACACUAAAACUUUUUUCAUUUUCAAACUUUUUUUUUUUUUCUGUUACUUGACUUCUAUUUUGUCAUACAAGUAGAAAAAAGUGUUUGUAAUUUGUAAGGGUAUGGUUUUCCAUUCUGGGUUUUUACUGAUGAAAUAAUGGAAAAUGUCACUCCUGUACAUUGAUCAUUUUUGGAUAUAAAUGUAGGCAUGAAAUCCUGCAAUAAUACCGUAUAUACUCGAGGACAAGACAAGUUUUUCAGCACAUUUUUUUUUGUACUGAAAAAGCCAUACUCGUCUAAUACUCGAGUCAGUGUCUGUAUUAUGGCAACUUACAUUGUUACCUGUUGGGGGGUGGGUAACAGCUUGCUCCCAGCCCCCCUCCUGCACAGCCCAUCCACUGGACCACCAGGGAAUAAUAUAGAAAAAAUUAAAUAAUAUAAUAAAAUAAGAGAUAUUUAAUAAUAUUAAAAAAAGAAAAUUUUAUAUUAAAAAAAAAAUGAUAAAAAUGCCCUCCCUCCACCAAGGUAACACACACACACUCUGCAUUCAUUAUAUACACACACUGUAAAUAUUCAAUUAAUAUAAUUUUGGGAGGAUCUAAUUUUAUUUAGAAAUUUACCAGUAGCUGCUGCAUUUUCCACCCUAGGCUUAUACUCGAGUCAAUACGUUUUCCCAGUUUUUUGGGGUAAAAUUAGGGGCCUCAACUUAAAUUUGGGUCAACUUAUACUCGAGUAUAUACGGGAAUUGAAAGCCCUAGAGAAGAAUGAACAUGUAACCUGGAGUAAUUACAAUUUCUCCUAAGAGUUCUUAAAUGCAUCCUGUUAGUGUUUUCUUAUGGAGAACAUACACCACCAGAUAGAUGCUUGAGCCUGGAUGGGAGUCAAUAGAAGAACAAUGACUGAAGAGUUUAUUUGCUGUGGAAUUCUAUAAAUAUUAUCAUUGCUGUCUAUAUGUCCUUAAUAUGAGUGGGAGACCUACUCUUUUACUCAUACAGGGAAGAGAGCAUGAAAUAUGAAUGUGUCGACAUGUCACUUCUUUCUCUCACAGUGGUAUCUAUGAUUGUGGGUUCUUAUUUCAGUUCACAUAGCUUUUGAUCAACUCAAUGUUGUCAGGUAGCAGACUGAAAGUCUGCCCACCAGAUGGCACAGAGACGACUGGCAGUUUUGCAGAAUCAUUAAUUCAAUCCAGGUGGAUAAAAAGUUGAAUCUGGCUGAUUUGACACCUGUAUCUGUUUUCAAACAUAACCCGGAGAUUCCCUUAUCUCCCAACAAUGAUUUUUUUUCUGCUUUUUCCUUUUCUGCUUUUGUGCAAUUCUUUUCAGAGAAAUCCAAAUUAAACUAUAACGAUUAUUAUCUACAAUACUAUAUUAGACUGGUUUCAUAUCAUGAGCACUAUAGCUUUAAUUUGCAUGAUGGCGAAAUUAGUCUUGGCAAUAUGAUAGAAAUGAAUGAAAUUAUGGUAAUCGCUGAGCCAGAAAAUUGUUUCAUUAUUAUUUCUUCUUUUUCGAUUUUCUGUAACAUUGAGGAGAUACAUAAUCAUCUGUUUAGCAAAAUAUAAAUUGUGUAUUGAAACUCUUCACUUUCUAUAGCUGAUAACUGCCUACACAAGCUUUUCAUGGGCCAAAAUAAAUGUCCUGUGAACCCCCACUCUACUCACUCCCUGGCCAUUGACAAUUGCCUCUCCACUACAGCGGACAUCCAUAGGAGACCACAAACAUACAAUAUGGUGACUUCAUCAACAUGCUCCAUUGGCCUCUCUAAAUCACCAUCAUUUACUUUGUGUCAGAAAACAGCAUGUGUCUGCACUUUCAUGCAGAAAACCUCAGUCUAGUGGCCACAACAUCCAUAAAAACUGACCUGACCAUGCAUCUUUAGAAUCUUAGAGACAUUGUGUGCAGGCCUGGUGACCAUGCACAAGGAAAUUUCGAAUUUUGACACCUGGGCCCAGACAUUGGUAGCUGACUCUCAAAUCUGUUCCCAUUAUCAUCAGGCUGUAGAGCUGCCUGCUAUUCAGGUAUUUUUAGUGUAGGACUCAUUUAAGAAGUUUACCUUUUAUUUAGCAGGUGAGCUUUCAGCAAGGAAACUUUUUACUUGACCUGAAAUAAAGUAUUAGAUAAUAUUGACAAUUGGGGUCAGAGGUAUAAUGUACAUAUAAGAGGUCUCUGUGAAAAUGACCUGGUGGAACCACUUUAUAGACUAAUGGAGCUGUUCACCAUGAUACUAGGCCCUGAUGUGCCAACUUCAAUUACUUUUGCUAGAACAACCAUACACUUGGCCCAAUUAAGACCAAAAAUAUGAUAUAGGAGUGUGGUAUAGCACAAUGCCAAAAGGCAAAAUAGUUUAACCUAGUGCAGCUAUUGUGUAUAGGCUACUCUAGCCCCAACAUCAUGCAAAAUAUAGCAAUCCAAAGUAUUAAUCCAAAAAAGAGCAACUUGGUUAUGGAGGGACAAAUUUAUUCAAAGAGCGUGCAAAGAACAGAUGUUUCACAACCCAUGUCCCUUUAUCAAUGAUGCAUGCCCUCAACCCAUGCAACACUCACCAGAAUAUAUAUGGGAAACUACCCUCCACCAACAGGACACCACUUGCUGCUGCUGUCACCAUUGCUCUCUGCCAAGAUCUCACGAGGUCUGGUGAUGUCAUAUGGGAAUCAGCAUGACUGACUCUCCAUGACUGGAGCAAGAGAACCUCAAGAGACACAAUUAUCUGCCUUUACUACUAUAUAUAUAUUUAUUUCAAAUCAUAUUCUAUCAUAGAAAGCCAAUGGAAUUUGGUGUUCCAGAUUCUAAACUUACCAUCUGUGGAUGCCUUAAAUUGGCUCCUCCAUUCUCUGCAUGAGGACUUCCAGCAUCAGAUUUUCCCCAUAGGAAAGCAUUGAAUAAUGUUAUCCUAUGGGGAGAACCUAAUGCGAGCACGGCCAUUGCCACGCAUGCGCAUUAGGUCUCCCUCGUCGGCGGAGAAGCAUGGGCUGAGACCAAGAGACAUAGGUGCUGGACCCAUGCAAGUGACUGAAGGGGGUUAUUUCCUGGCACUAUAGUUUCCCUUUAAAAAACUGGAGGAUUUUAGUAUAAUUACAAUGAUAGAGUGUAAGCUCACCUGCUACAUAAAGACAAACCUCUUGAGUGAGUCCUACACUAAAAAUUCACCUUGCAGAGGACGAUGUGCACUUUGGCCCAUUAAGCUACCUUGAGUGCUGAGGUAUAGGAAUCUAAUUAGACUGCUCUCAAAAUGGUACUGCGCACACAAGUCAUGCAUAUAAUUAAUAAUGCUACCUCCAUGUCGGACUUGGGGAGGGCAAGUUGGCACAGUGCUACACUUUUUGGUAGCAUUAUCCAAGCUUACUUGUGCCUCACAUAUCCCAUCUGACUCAGAUUCUGGAUAACCCUCCUCCAUUUAUUCAAGUGGUAAUGUUUUCCAACUUUACCACUUUCAAAACGCAAAAAAUGUCUGAAGAGAAACUUGAUUAAAGUUGCUAUAAUGCAAAUUUCUAUGGCAGCGGCAAGUUGCCAUAAGUCUCACUCAAUGGAUGGAUAAGGUGGACUGCAUCAUUCCGAAAUGCCUACGAGUUAUUGUGCCCAUGCCUGCUGUAUCUUACAAUUAGACGUUUGGAUGUGUAGCAGCCCUCAUUCUUGGUUGAGUUUCACGAGGCCCUUGUGUAUUUCAGAUGGUUUUGUUCUCCCUCCCCCACACUUUUUUUCGCUCUCUUCCAAAUUAUUUUUCAUCCUCUUGUUUCCUCCUCCCCUCACCCCCCCCCCUCUGGUUUAUUUUGUGGUAGUUUGUCCUUGAACUGGGACAAUCACUCUGUUUUCUAAACCUAUUUAACCUGUAUCUAUAUCUUUUGUAUCAUGAAAUGUCAUAGUCUCUUCCCAAUUAAACCUUCUGACUAUUGAAAAAAAAAUUAACUUAAUGGAGGGAUAUACAAAAAUUACUGAAUCAAAGUCAGACUGAUCUUUUAUACUUAACAUGGUUACAUAUCAUAUACUGACAAGUUGGUUAUCUUUCACUUUAUUUGCAAAUGCAUUUCUACAAAUUCAGAGCUCCUGGGAGUUAGACUGAAUUACAACCCAAAUUGUACUUUUCAGAAUAAUUUUCCAAUAUCUCAUGCUAAGGAGGUCACAAUUAGUGAUGUACCGAACGGCUUGGCGAACAUAGCGUGUUCGCGUCCGCCGCGGACGGCGAACGCAUGCGCGGUUCGAUCCGCCCCCUAUUCGUCAUCAUUGAGUAAACUUUGACCCUGUACUUCAGUCAGCAGACACAUUCCAGCCAAUUAGCAGCACACCCUCCCUAGCAGACCCUCUCCCACCUACUGGAAGGCAUCCAUUUUACAUUCAUUCUCAAGCUGCAUGCUUAGUGAGAGGAGGGAAAGUGUAGCUGCUGUUGAUUAGAUAGGGUUAGGCAUAGCUAGGUUAGGGUUAGAGUAUGCUUUUUUUUCUUCUGUGUAAUGUAAUUGCAGUUAGUUGUCUGCCACUGCUGCCAGCUUCUGUGUCAGGCUCACAGUGGAUACUGUGCCCAUUUCCCCAGUCAGUGCCACCACUUAUAUCUGGUGUCACAAUAGCUUGCAUUUAAAAACAAAAAACUUUUUUCACUCUUAUAGAUUGAAUAGCAGUUAGUGUCUUCAAGCGGGUGUGUCAGCCCUACAGCGUGUACUCUGCCAGUUUACAGUGCCACUCAUAUCUGGUGUCAUAAUAGCUUGCAUUUAAAAACAAAAAACUUUUUUCACUGUUAUAGAUUGAAUAGCAGUUAGUUGUCUGCCAGUAGGUGUGUCAGGCUCACAGUGGAUACUGUGCCCAGUGCCACCACUCACUCACUGGUACCCGGACAAAAUUUAUUUUCACAAAAGGCAAUCCCCAACCUGUACUCGAUUGUGCAAAAGGAAAUAAUGGCAUGUCUGGCACACAGUGUUGGGGCAAGGGUCCAUCUGACCACUGAUACCUGGUCUGUAAAGCAUGGUCAGGGCAGGUAUAUCACCUACACUGCGCAUUGGGCAAACCUGCUGACGGCUGCCAAGCAUGGAAUGCGUGGCUCUGCAGAGGAGUUGGUGACACCGCCACGACUUGCAGGCAGGCCUGCUGCCACCUCCUCUACUCCUCCUACUCCAUCCUCUUCCAUAACCUCCUCGGCUGAGUCCUCUUCUGCUGCUGCGUCUUGCUCCACAUCAACGGAUAGGGGACGUAACAGGGAUUAAACUGAUAAAAAUAGUACUAAACAUACCACUCCUAUCUGGUGGCACAUUAGAUUGCACGCGCAGUGCCCCAAAUUUGUUGUGAUCUGUGAGUAAGGUAAAUGGUUGUCCAUACAAGUAAGGUUGCAGCUUUUUGAGGGCCCACACCACCGCAAUGCACUCCUUUUCAAUGGCAGUGUAUCUACUUCCCUGGGCAAAAGUUUACAGCUUAGAUAAGCCCCGGGUUGCUCGCCACCAUCUGCUCCGACUUGGCUCAGUACUGCUCCCAAUCCAAACAUAGAAGCGUCUGUAUGGAUGAGAAAGUAUUUAGUUGGAUCAGGAGCAGAAAGUACAGGUGAUUUAAUGAGCGCCGUCUUGAGCUGUUGGAAGGCCUGUUCACACUCUGGGGCCCAUACUACUAUCUUGGGGAGGUUUUUACGCGUUCCUAUAUGGCACUUACUGGGCUUUAGGGUCAGUCCGGACUCCCUAAUCCGGUCUAGUACGGCUCCUAUGUGGGUCAGGUGUUCGGGCCAGGAGCAGCUAAAAAUGGCUAUAUCAUCCAAGUAGGCGCACGCAUACUCCUGAAACCCUAUAUGCAUACCAGUCAAAGGUUACCUCCUUUUACUGAGGAGUGUGUAUAAAAGAGUGGUCUAGACAAUAGAGGUGAUUUACAGGCAGCUCAAUACACUUGUGUAACAAAAAGACUUAUACCAAUAAGUGGAGCGCUCCAACACAUAUACAGCUUACCAAAUGAUAUUCCACUCAAUGGUCCUGAGCCUGUGGGUCCCGGCUCUAGGUAUAUAAGUAUUGUGUUUAUAUACCUAGAGCCGGGACCCACAGGCUCAGGACCAGGUGAGCACACCAUUUACUUACAUAAUAUACACACUCCUCUGUAAAAGGAGGUAACCUUUGACUGGUAUUCAUAUAUUGUUUAUAUCCUCAUGUGUAUAUAGAGUAAUUAUGUCACUUUUUGAACAAAGGAAAAAACAAUGUACUAAUAUAGAUGAAUUAUUCGGUGGAGAAGAACUUGUCUUCCACCAAAUUGACAGAAUGGAAGAGAAAUCCAUAUUUGAUUGUCAAAGAAUACUUGAAAGAACAUUAAGUAAGGAAACCAGAAUUAAAUGGGAAAUUGCAACACUAGAAAAAUACAUUCGAGAAAAAAUUACCCCAAGAGGCCUCAGAUUCUUUAAAUUCCCUUCAUUUGAUCAGGAGGAUAAAGCAUUUAUGGACGAUUGGGCUACUAUGUUAGACUCUUUCUCUUUCACUAUGAUGCAAAAAAUCAUAGCAAGAAGGAAACUCACUUUAGAUAAAUUAGACACCGAAAUAAAUAAAGAACAAAAUUUUCUCAUAAAUCAUACAAAUGCAGAAGAAUACAAGAGAAUUACAGAUAAAAUUCAACACGUUACAGACAAAGUUGAACAGGAAACAAUACAAAUAAAAAAGAGAAAAUAUACACGUGAUAAAAACGAUUAUAGACGCGAUGAAGUGAGAACAUUUGGCAGGAACAACAAAUUGAAUAAUCAACAUACACAUUAUAACACAUAUGAUCAACAGAAACAUCACUCUUAUCAUCCACGUCCUACCCACACACAUUACAAUCAGAGAGAAAGCCCACCAAGGAAUUAUUACAAAGGCAAGACUGAGAGAAUAGAAUCCAAGCCUUCCAAAAAAAAACAUCUCAGGUCCAAUAUAUCGAACAUGAGAACCCCCAUUCAGACAGAAAAAAAGAGCCAAAUCAGAUGAAUUCCUUACAGCCCAAAGUAAGUUUAGAUACAAUUCCAGAAGAAUAUCAGAUAUUCACACCCAUAACCGAUUUGACCCCCUAACUAAAACCUCAGAAGAGGAUUUUUGGAGUUUGAGGAACAAGGACAAACACAAAUUCCUCUCACGCCAAAAAUCACCAAACAAACGACAAAGGAGUACGGAAGAAGGGGAAUUAGAGGAGGAGUGGACACACAGAGAAGGAAAGAGAGACAAAUGCAACCCAUAAGAACACAAAAGGAAAUUGAAAAAGAAGCAGGUAUUUUCAACCUCACCUCCACACAACUAGAUCAAACUCACAUUAAAUUACUACAAAAAGGUUUAAAAUUUGCACCCACAAGGAAUUUAAAUAAAUUUGACACUUAUGUUGAUUUGAAUAAAUUUAAACGCACUCUAUGUCUUAAAAAGUUUUUUCAAAAACACCCCGUAUCAAAUAAUCCAAUUACGACAAAAUACACACACACCACAUUAAAAGAAAAAUCCACUUUUUACCCCAAACAUCUAAUUUCAGGAGAAAUGGCCACCUAUGAGAAAAUGGUAAUGGCCGAUAUCAACAAAUUGAAAAAAGCUAACCAUUAUCAACAAAAUCUCAGAAGAGAUGAAUAUAAGGUUCUGAAAAAACUACAGAAGGACCAUGAAAUUGUAAUCAAACCGGCAGAUAAGGGAGGGGGAAUAGUCAUCCUAGAUAUUAACGACCAUCACACAGAGUGCAUGAGAUUAUUAACGGAUCAAACAACGUACACAAGGUUAAAGGGUGACCCAACAGGCGAAAUUAAAAACAAAUUUUCCGACCUCAUCGAGAGGGGCCUACAGAAGGAGAUUUUAAACAAAAAAGAAUUUGAUUACUUGAAUAUAACCCAUCCAAAGAUUCCGGUGUUCUAUUAUCUCCCUAAGGUCCACAAAAAUCCCGAAGUUCCACCCGGAAGACCUAUAGUUUCAGGUAUCAACUCAAUAUCAUGUAGUCUCUCGGAAUAUGUGGACAAGUGUCUCCAACCCAUAGUGCAAAGCAUCCCGAGUUACCUAAAAGAUACAGGAAGCAUCCUUAGACAUCUACAAACCAUCAAAUGGGAACAUGACUAUUUCCUAGUAACUGCAGAUGUCAGCUCACUAUACACGAUUAUUUCACACCAGAAAGGAUGCACAGCAGCCAAAUUUUUCUUAGAACAAUCCCACUCAUUUGAAUCCGACCAAAUUGAUUUUAUUAUGGAAGCAAUAUCACUGAUUUUAACCAGCAAUUACUUCUGGUACGACGACACUUUUUAUCUACAGGCAUGUGGCACGGCGAUGGGCACUAGGUUCGCACCCAGCUACGCCAAUCUGUUCAUGGCGGAUUGGGAACGCCAACACCUACAACUUAAUGAAGGCUGGGUGGAGGGCCUGGUGACCUAUCGCCGUUACAUUGAUGACCUGUUUUCUAUUUGGAAAGGCACUGAAGCCACGCUCCACACUCUUUUAAAAUCAACUCAAUAAUAAUCAGUGGGGUAUCAUUUUAUCAACUAAUUUUAGUAAACAUAAAGUGACAUUUUUAGAUUUGGAUAUUUUUAUAGAUAAUGAAAGGAUCAAAACUAAAACUCAUUUUAAAGAUGUGGAUGUAAACAGCUUCAUCCACACCUCUAGUUGUCAUUUUUCCCCAUGGCUUAACAGCAUACCCAAGUCACAACUCAUACGGAUUAGAAGAAACUGCACAGAUGAAGUCACCUUUAAAGAACAAGCGGAUAAAUUAAUUUCAGACCUGUUGGAGAAGGGUUAUGAAAAAGAUAAAUUAAAAGACACCUUAACACAAAUUACAAAAAUCCCACAAAGCACUUUAUUAACACAAAAAAACAGAAUAGAAAAUGAAGAACAAAUACAUUUACCCAUAAUAUGUAACUAUAGUCACAAUAACAGCGCACUUAAAAAAAUUCUAAACCAACAUUGGCCUAACCUAUUACAGGACGAUGCCUUAACACCAAUUCUACCAGCCAAACCGAAAAUAGUUUUUAGGGGAGCCGCAAAUCUAAAUAGACUCCUAGUAAGAAACCAUUUAAAAAAAAAAAAAAAUCACUACUUUCUUAGACAAAGAGAAAGGCUUCUAUGGAUGUGGCACAUGCCUAGCAUGCCGGAAUACCAAUAAUAAAAAAAGACACAUCACAAAAUUUAAAAAUUUCAACAAUAAGGAGGAAUUCCACAUCUUAUAACCUGCCACUCAAACUUAUAACCUGCCACUCAAAUAAUAUAAUAUAUUUAUUGGAAUGUCCAUGCGGUCUGAAAUAUGUAGGCCGCACUAAACGUAAGUUACACCUUAGGAUAGAAGAACACACCAGAAAUAUUAAGAAAAAAUUUGAGGGACACAGUGUAUCACAUCAUUUUUCCCUAGCACAUGAUAGUGACCCAACACUUCUAAAAUUCAUGGGUAUACAUAGGGUAAAAGGAAACUGGCGAGGAGGGGACUUUUUGAAAUUAUUAGGACAAAGUGAGAUGAAGUGGAUAUUCAACCUUGGGACUUUAAAACCCCAAGGUCUGAAUAUAGACUUCGAGCUUUGUCACUUUAUCUGAAAUAUACACCUAUGAGUUUUACUAUUAUUCAUAUGUGAAUAUUCAUAUCUUUUAUCUUCACAAUAUGUAUAAAACCCUUAUCUACCAAAUAAUAUUUAUUAUUACUUGCAUUUAAUGGAGCUAUUUUUAUUUUUUUAUAAUCAAUUUUUUUCUUCUUCUUUUUUUGAUUCCCUUAUGAAUACCACUCAAAUCAUAUAAAUGUACAUAACUAUCACAAUAAGAAUAUAUAUAUUAUGUACUUGUCACUUUUAAGCACAUUGCACUUUUAAAAUAAGUAUCACAAAUCACUCUGGUUUUAUAAUAUAUAAUCAAGGAUACCACUUAUGGUACCACAAUAAUAAUUUCUCUUUCUGUUGAUCAGCAUUUUUUUUAUGUACCCUGCCACUAUGGUGUGUAAGUAUUUAUUUUUAGUGAUCCCUCUUAGUCUGAGUUCCGUGUGUGUUCAGCACACACGGCAUCUAACAGUUGAAGGGCAGAGGGAGGAGUCCGUGACCACCUCCUUCCCCUGGAUAAAAAUCACAAUUUUUUUUUAUAUACUCCCCAUGAAAACAUGCUUGCAUGUAAUUAUUCAUUUUUUUAAUUGAGGUAUUUCGAAAAACAGCUAGGAGAAGCUGGUGAUCUCUUGUCUGAUGCCUUUGCAAGCAUCUCCUUUCUAGCCCCACCCAGACUUUCUGUGGCUGUCCAAUCAUAGACUUUCCAAUGCAGCUCAAUAAGAAAUAUUUGCAAGGAUGGUUCUCUGGACAAUUGCUGCCUCUUGAGGUUAAUUCACCUGAGUUAAACAGACCAGAAAGUAACAGGGUCGGUUGACUGCCAGGGGAUGUAAGAAGGUUAAUUUUAUAAAAAGUGACAAUUUCUAUGGAAAUCUGCAUUCUUUUUUAAAAUUAAAAGCGAGAACACCCAAUUCACAUAUAAAGUACUUCAGCAAGUGUUUGCUUCAUGGAUCUGUGGUGCACCUUUAACAUGUUAUAAAUUAUGUGUUAAAAAGUAUAGAUCUUUUAAAAUUGAAAAAAUAAAAUAAAAGAGCAAAGCCUAUAACAAAAAAAAAAUUCUUCUAACCUAUUGCUCUCUCAGCCUUACAUUCACCAUGAAAAAUAUUAGACACUACAGCAAAUCAUUAAUAUGAUUUUAGGGUAAAUUUGGAGGUACUACAUAUGUGCAAGGAUCUCCCAUGACUUUCUCUUGUAAAACAUUGAAAAUCUGAAAUACACCUGUUAAGAUGCUACCACCUCUGGCAAACUAAGAUGAUGUUAGAGCGACAUGGAAAGAACAUGCUUGUAGCUAUUCUGUUCACAUUAUACAUUUUCCAUGUUGCUUGGCUAUGUUGUGUAUGAGCUGAGAUGCGGCACACAUAUUUGCUUCAAUCACUAACAUAUGUUGUAUGACCUUGCCACAGGGAUGCAACACCUCAUUGUUUAAUAAGUAUGGAUUUUAUGGAAACAUGAAUUCAUAAUUGGAUGACUAAUGUUUACAUGUUACACUUGGUAGCACGAAAUUAUUGAUUUAUGUAUCACAAGGAAAUUCCGUAGCGCAAAGUAUAGUUAAUAAAGUUUAUGGUUGUUAAAAAUCUCAUUUGAAUGUUUAUAUUUUACACUUUAUUUUUUAUUGAAUUGUAGUUAAAAUUACUUUUCACCAUGAUUUUGAUUUAACCCUAACUGUUGUUGUUCUGCAGUAUGAAGCACAGCUACUUGGGAAGAAGGACAAAGAAAGCCGAGGAAAAGGAAUAGACUGUGCCGCUCUUACCAGCAUGGUACAACUGGCUCAAAUUAUCGUGGGUGUCGGCCUUGGAGUACUUGUCAGUCUUGCCGGGAGCGUUGUUGUGGUUGUAAUUUCUGCAUCAACUGUUUCAUUAGUUGGAUGUUGUUUUGUAGCAAUUUUUGUCCGAUAUGUACAGUAAAAAAAUGUUAAUUUCAGACUAUUCUGCUUUAUUUUUGUGUGUGUGUAUAAAAAUUAGAAACGAGUGUAUGCAUUUGUGCCCCUAGUCUUCCAAGUCCAGGUAUUCCAGUAAAUUCAUAAAGCUUGACUGCUUCCACAAUACUGGAUUCCAGAUAUAAACUGCUUCUUUCCAUAAAGGGAAUAAAAAGGUGCGAUCAAAGCCAGUCUGGCGUUCACGGUCAAUAAUCCAGGUUAGCUAACAAACCACUAAUUCACUCCCUACAUCGCAGCAAUGCUUAGUUCUACAUAUAAGAUCUGCUAGAUCAGAAAAACUAUGGGCUAACAUCUGUGUGUUUGUGUUGGCAUGUGCGUUUAUGUAUGUGUGUACAUAUAUUUCCUUUUCAAAAUGGUUUCUGUCAAAUAUUACAUUGCAAACAUACCUAUAUAUUUGUUCAUGAUUAGAAUGUGAAUUAAAACUAUAAAAAACACUGAGUUCCAC